Podarcis lilfordi (Lilford's wall lizard) is the source of this 68464-nucleotide messenger RNA. NCBI's taxonomy places the organism in Eukaryota, Metazoa, Chordata, Lepidosauria, Squamata, Lacertidae. The record is from the annotation of a GenBank genome assembly.
AGUUUCUGCCCUGCCCUGAGGAACGAUGAUCUUUAUUUUGCCUCCCUUGCCUUGGCACCAAGACUAGUUCUGAGUUUGUAUCUUGAGAGCCAGCAUGCAACUCCCUGCGCUUCUGCGCCACGAAGGAUUCCUUGAGGAGAAACGCGGGUCCUCCUGGGGCGGAGGCGUGGCGGGCGGGGGGCGGCGUUUUUGAACCUAUGCUAAUUCCGCUGCUGGGCCCCGAGGUCUCGCCAGCCCGGCAGCAGCGCUCGGCGGCGAGGGUGGGGAGGGGGAGGCCGGGGCGAGUCUUAAAGGGCCCGAGCAUGCCGCUGCUUUUGUGACAGGGUCCUUUGAUCCCGAGGAGCCGCGCCGCCGCCGGCUGAGGCAGGCAGUUGUCGCCGGGCGAGGAGGAGGAGGAGGAGGAGGAAGACAUGCGCCCGUUGCCAUCAUGGAGAUAAAAGACACGGGCAGCGUGGUCCUGACAGCCUACCACUCUUACACCCCAUCCCGGCUGGAGCCCAGCUUCGCUCCGGAGAGCCCCCCCAGCCGGUCGCCUCUCAGGUAAAAGGAAGCGCGCGGGGAGCUGGCGAGGGGCGAGCUUUUGUCUCGAGGUCCGUCAUUGUGUGCGCGCGCGAGAGAGAGGCAGACAGGAGAGCGUGUGAGGGUCGCCCUCAGACACGCUCCUUCUCCCGUCCCUGCUUUUCUCCUCGUUUUCUCGUGAGGCGCCGAGGAAGUCUCCCUUCCUCUUCCCGCUGCAGUUUUGGCUGCGCCCUUGACCAGACGUGCGUCGAGGGAGCGGGGAGGGAGGCAGGGAGACGGGUUGGCGAAAGGUCUUCCGUUUAAAGUCUCCGGAGAGCUGCGGAUCAAGUUUGUUUGCUGGCCGAGAUGGGCGUUCAGAUAACCUGCCGAGAAGCCGCGAGGGAAUGAAGCGGGAGGGAAAGAGAGCGGAGGAAUGGUCACUUAUGGACGAGAUGCACCGUUUAGGAAGGGGAAGAGUCAGCUGAUAGUCAGAGCCGGUUUCAUAGGCAAACUUGAGCAGUUUUCCCUUCUCCCCAGUUCAUAUAUAAACUCACAGGAUCAGAAGGGACCCUGAGCAAUUUUUCGCCCAACGUGGGGCUCGAACCCGCGACCCAGAGAUUAAGAGUCUCGUGCUGAGCUAUCCCAGUGUAAUCCUAGGCAUGGCUACUCAGAAGUUAAGUCGCCCCGAAUUCUGUGGGGCUUUUAGCUAAAGUGGACACAGGAUUGCAGCCUAGGUGAUUUAUUUUUUUGGAGCAGGGUCAUUUAUUAUCAUUGCACACCCUUUGGUUUUUAGAUAUCUGCUGAUAUUAUAUGAAAUGCCUAACCCAUCUCAUCCCAAGGGCAGGUCACAAUAAUUCAUGCAAGGCAGAAACAAGAUUGAGCAGAAACAAGGAUAUUUAAUGUAUUUAUUACAUUAUAAAAUAUUUCUCACAUACAGAAGGUCAGGAGAGAUGACCAUUACAAGAGUUUUCAUCCAAACGCCAGCAAUCCCCACAAGCAGGAAUUUCACAAUAUUAAGUGUGUAUCUUGCAGACAUUCCUUGCAUUUGUCCCAGAUAAGUUUGCUGAUAAAGGAAAUUGUUUGGGUAACAUCUUCCCUAGUGAUACCUUUGGUCUUAGUGAAGCUGACCUUUCUUCUAAAGACCAGCCUGUUUUAGCUAAUGUCAGCAAAUGAUAUGUUUGUGGAAGUCUGUAGAGUUGGGGGGUUGUAUUUUCCUGGAAAUGGGAAGUUCUCCCGUUUUAGAAAUGGAAAAAAGUUAACAUGCAUAAAAUUAAGAUAUUAAAGCAAUAGUCAUAUGCUACAUUCUUGGAACUUUAACAAUGACCAGUGCAAAUAUUAUAGUAGCCAAACUAAGGGCAUGCUACAUUCUACAUUACAGCCAUCAGCAGGUGUCAGUUUAAGCUUAGAGGCCUACUAUGUGGAUUGAACAAUCUCCACACUGCCACAAAUGACCAAAGGUGUGCAGGUGUCAUGGGGGCAAUGAACAAUAUGCACAAUGAAUUGCUUUUCGUAAACAACUUGCCAGAUAGUGUUUUAGUCCUAUGUGAAAUAAUUUAAAACAUGGAUAAGGAACUUGUGGCCAGGGCUGGAUUUAGAGCUGUGUGAGCAGUGUGCAUGCAUUGGGUGCUGAGAUGAGGCAGCUGUCUGAGGCACUGCCUUUCCAAAGGCGAGGUAGGGUCCUAGAGCCCUCCCACCUACUUCCCAAAGCUGGGAAAGCGCUAACUAGGCUUGGCUUGGCUUUGGGAAGGCAGCGCUACAGCUGGAGAGGGAGGGUGGGUGCCAAAUUUUGGCCUUCCACAGGGUGCCACGGAACCCAAGUCCACAACUGUUGUGGCCCUCCAGAUGUUGUUGGACCCUAUUCCCAUCAGCCUCAGGCAGCAUGGCUGGUAGUCAGGUGUGAUAGGUGUUGUAACAGGGAUGAUGGGUGUUACAGCCACACAUUUUCCAUCUCGGACUGAAAGCAAUUUCCAUGCCAGUCAUCAUGUCAUUGUAUACCAAUCCAAAAUUAGAAGAAAUAGGCUGGAGACUAUAAUGUGUGACAGUUUGGUACGGAUUAUAAUUCUUCUGUGGAGUUUGUGAAUGGCUUGUGGCACGUUGUGUCUGGGUUGUUGUUGUUGUUUUGUUUCAUUUCCCCAUCUGAAACAGUAGUUGUGAUAUAUUUAUAGGAUGCUCAUGUCCAUAAAAAGUCUUCUAUUUUAUAUUCAUUUUAUAGCACAAUUUUAUUCAGAAUUAAGGCCAACUGUGGUUAGUAGCAUUCAUUCAUGGCAUAUUUGCUUAGGAUUGCAGCCUGGGAAUUGGCAUUAUAGUGAUUGUAUUAAUUUACUCAGAUUUCAAAAAUAUAUUGUGGGUGUUAGCUGUUUUGUGGAUCCAAAUUGUAUGGAAAGGUAAGAUAGAAAUGAAUUAAAUAUUUAAACAUUUUGCAUGAAUGAGUGUCAGUGUGUGAAGGCCCUGGGAUCAACGUAGGAUUGCUUUUUCUUUUCUUUCCUAGUGUGAUAUCAAAUGCAUUAAAAUAAUAGGAGGAAAUUUGAGGCCUACAUCCCUAGCCCUAAGCCCAGUGGCCCAAGAAUGUAGAGUGAUUGCUAACAGGGAAAUAUAUAUAGCCUUUGGUAGAUUUUAAUGAAUAAAUCAACUCUUAAUUCCUUAGAACCUUGGACCGAAAGAAACUAAGUCAAAGUCCAGUAUAUCCAGUCCACUUGUCAUCUAGAUAGUUUCACAGCACAGAUGGCAUUGGCAUUCAGUUAUCUAGCAGUGUUUUUGGGGAGAAUGUUAAGUAUUUUAAUGCUGAUAUUCAUGUGUUUGGUUUGAUUUAUGGGACUUGAAAUCUAUGGGACUUGAAAUAUGCUUAAUUUAGUGACCUUAUAAAAAAUUAUUAUUAUUAUAAGGUUAGCCCAUCUGGCAGUUGUGGUUGGUUUUUUUUUGGGGGGGGGAGAUAAAAUGAUGUUUGAUAUGCAUAGUUGGCAUCCCUAGUAAUAAGAACAACACAGUAAUGACUCAGUGUUAAAUUAUUGCUGAAACCAUCAUUUCAUUAUCAGGGAGCAGAAAGAAAAUGGCUUGGAUCCAGAGCACUCGUGAGACACUCCUGCUGGAGGAAGGGAGGAGAUGAUUUUUUUUUUUUGCUGAAUCCUCCUUCACAUUGCAGACCUUUGUGCCCACUGAAAAGUUGCUCUGGAGGAGUGUGGAAGGCAGGAUAGGGAGCCACAGGUGAAUCAGCAAUACCCAUUCUUCCAGUAGCAGCUUCCUCUGGAUCUCAUCCCCUUCCACAAAUGGAAGGAGCCCUUCCAUUCACAGAAUGGACCCAAUAAAUUUUAAAAUACAACAUUUCUGUUACUUAAACAAAAGAGUUAUGUUGUGUCAAUUCAUGUUGCUUCUAAUAAUAGUUUAUAAACUCGCUUGAGUUCCAAACUCUGAAGUUGUGCCGGGAAAGAAUACAAAUAAGAACUACUAUUCAGAAAUAUAAAUGAAAACUUUAAGCUACUUUAUAGGAUACACAUAUGAACAGCAAGUUUCUUAAGCUCCUGUAAUGUUUUACACACACACACACACACACACACACACACCCUCUCCCAGUGAAGUUGCCCACUUCCUGCAGCUGUCUGGUUGCAGUAAGUGGUUUUUGCCAUAUGGGCAGUCAGAAACUCCAUCUGUGUUUCCGAAGCUUGCUGUGGAAAGAGGUUGUAUUACCUCAGCAUGUGGUCCAGUGGAAUGCAGAAUGCAUGAAAGAAAAUGUACUAGUUGUUUUAGCAAAGGACAGAAAAGUCUGUGUUUGAAUCCAUGGCCUUUUUCCUUCUUCAAAUUCUUUCUAAUAAGUAUUGUUAUCAUAAUUAUUCUCCGUUUUCUGUCUCCAGUUAGUACAGUGUGUUCACUUUGGGUUCAUUAAGACAGCAAUCUGGAAAAGGGUUUUCUUUAGCUAAAGAUAUUUUUUUUAAAAAAAACCUACAGUUUUUCUUAUGUUUAGUAAUUGGACCUUGGAGUCUCAUUCUACUUUGACCACUUUGAUUAUGCAGAUGAAACAUGCAUAUAAAAUUAGUUGAAUAAUUUGUUAUUUAGUACAUUUAAAAGUGUAGAAAUGAAGAAUUUAAAUUUAUAAAUUCAGUUUCUUGCUUUCAUUAAAAAGCUAAAAAAAAAAAAUGAACAGCAAAGUUUAGUUUUUAACAUAGUACAGUGGUACCUCAAGUUACAUAUGCUUCAGGUUACAUACGCUUCAGGUUUCAGGCUCCACUAACCCAGAAAUAGUGCUUCAGGUUAAGAACUUUGCUUCAGGAUGAGAACAGAAAUCGUGCUCCGGCAGCGUGGCGGCAGCAGGAGGCCCCAUUAGAAGUGGUGCUUCAGGUUAAGAACAGUUUCAGGUUAAGAACGGACCUCCGGAAUGAAUUAAGUACUUAACCCGAGAUAUCACUGUAUUGACAGACCUCAUGGGGAUACUUCACACACCAACACACACACCCCCAGUCCACUAGAGCUAGCUAUUUCCUCUUGUGUUGCACUAGUGUGGUGAUUAUGCAGGAAAAUAUACUUCUAAUUUGUAUGAAGUUCAUUAACUGUUUUGAUGUGAUAUGAUAUAAGGUGGCUAACCCCUUUCACGUCUCCGCUCCUCCACAUGCAGCUGCUGGGUGACCUUGGGCCAGUCACACUUCUUUGAAGUCCCUCAGCCCCACUCACCUCACAGAGUGUUUGUUGUGGGGGAGGAAGGGAAAGGAGAAUGUUAGUCGCUUUGAGACUCCUGAAGGGGAGUGAAAGGCGGGAUAUCAAAUCCAAACUCUUCUUCUUCUUCUUCUUCUUCUUCUUCUUCUUCUUCUUCUUUCCUGCAGGAGCUGCCUGCUAAAGUGGCUGUGGCCCAAAUAGAAAAGUAGGACGUGGUCAUGGUAUAAAAGUGGGUGUGACUGUGGUGGAAAAUUAAUACCCUUUUCAUUACAUGCUGAAUAUAUAGAAUAAAGCAUGGCUAUGGUUGUUUCUCCUUUGUGAUUUUCCUGGUACUGAGGAAGCGACUACUUUUAGUUGGUGUUCCAAAAUCCAGUGGGUUCAUCUUGUAUGAAGUUGGUUCUUUGCAUAUACAGUUGUACCUCGGGUUACAGACGCUUCAGGUUACAGACUCCGCUAACCAAGAAAUAGUACCUUGGGUUAAGAACUUUGCUUCAGGAAGAGAACAGAAAUGGCGCAGUGGCGGCAGCAGGAGGCCCCAUUAGCUAAAGUGGUACCUUAGGUUAAGAACAGUUUCAGGUUAAGAACGGACCUCCAGAAUGAAUUAAGUUCUUAACCUGAGGUACCACUAUAUAGUAGCAUUGGAAAAACCUGUUCUUCCUGAUUUGUUGUUGUUGUUGUUUAGUCGUUUAGUCAUGUCCGACUCUUCGUGACCCCAUGGACCAGAGCACGCCAGGCACUUCUGUCUUCCACUGUCUCCCGCAGUUUGGUCAGACUCAUGUUUGUAGCUUCGAGAACACUGUCCAACCAUCUCGUCCUCUGUCGUCCCCUUCUCCUUGUGCCCUCAAUCUUUCCCAACAUCAGGGUCUUUUCCAGGGAGUCUUCUCUUCUCAUGAGGUGGCCAAAGUAUUGGAGCCUCAGCUUCAGGACCUGUCCUUCCAGUGAGCACUCAGGGCUAAUUUCCUUAGGAAUGGAUGUGUUUGAUCUUCUUGCAGUCCAUGGGACUCUCAAGAGUCUCCUCCAGCACCAUAAUUCAAAAGCAUCAGUUCUUUGGCGAUCAGCCUACUUUAUGGUCCAGCUCUCACUUCCAUACAUCACUAGUGGGAAAACCAUGGCUUUAACUAUACGGACCUUUGUUGGCAAGGUGAUGUCUCUGCUUUUUAAGAUGUUGUCUAGGUUUGCCAUCGCCUUUCUCCCAAGGAGCAGGCGUCUUUUAAUUUCGUGACUGCUGUCACAUCUGCAGUGAUCAUGGAGCCCAAGAAAGUAAAAUCUCUCACUGACUCCAUUUCUUCCCCUUCUAUUUGCCAGGAGGUGAUGGGCCCAGUGGCCAUGAUCUUCGUUUUUUUGAUGUUGAGCUUCAGACCAUAUUUUGCGCUCUCCUCUUUCACCCUCAUUAAAAGGUUCUUUAAUUCCUCCUCACUUUCUGCCAUCAAGGUUGUGUCAUCUGCAUAUCUGAGGUUGUUGAUAUUUCUUCCGGCAAUCUUAAUUCUGGCUUGGGAUUCAUCCAGCCCAGCCUUUCGCAUGAUGAAUUCUGCAUAUAAGUUAAAUAAGCAGGGAGACAAUAUACAGCCUUGCCGUACUCCUUUCCCAAUUUUGAACCAAUCAGUUGUUCCAUAUCCAGUUCUAACUGUAGCUUCUUGUCCCACAUAGAGAUUUCUCAGAAGACAGAUGAGGUGAUCAGGCACUCCCAUUUCUUUAAGAACUUGCCAUAGUUUGCUGUGGUCAACACAGUCAAAGGCUUUUGCAUAGUCAAUGAAGCAGAAGUAGAUGUCUUUCUGGAACUCUCUAGCUUUCUCCAUAAUCUAGCGCAUGUUUGCAAUUUGGUCUCUGGUUCCUCUGCCUCUUCUAAAUCCAGCUUGCACUUCUGGGAGUUCUCGGUCCAUAUACUGCUUGAGCCUUCCUUGUAGAUUUUUAAGCAUAACCUUGCUAGCGUGUGAAAUGAGUGCAAUUGUGCGGUAGUUGGAGCAUUCUUUGGCACUGCCCUUCUUUGGGAUUGGGAUGUAGACUGAUCUUCUCCAAUCCUCUGGCCACUGUUGAGUUUUCCAAACUUGCUGGCAUAUUGAGUGUAGCACCUUAACAGCAUCAUCUUUUAAAAUUUUAAGUAGUUCAGCUGGAAUACCAUCACUUCCACUGGCCUUGUUAUUUGCAGUGCUUUCUAAGGCCCAUUUGACUUCACUCUCCAGGAUGUCUGGCUCAAGGUCAGCAACCACAUUACCUGGGGUGUACGAGCCAUCCAUAUCUUUCUGGUAUAAUUCCUCUGUGUAUUCUUGCCACUUCUUCUUGAUGUCUUCUGCUUCUGUUAGGUCCUUACCACUUUUGUCCUUUAUUAUGGUAAUCUUUGUACGAAAUGUCCCUUUCAUAUCUCCAAUUUUCUUGAACAGAUCUCUGGUUCUUCCCAUUCUGUUGUUUUCCUCUAUUUCUUUGCAUUGCUCGUUUAAGAAGGCCUUCUUGUCUCUCCUUGCUAUUUUUUGGAAAUCUGCAUUCAAUUUCCUGUAUCUUUCACUAUCUCCCUCACAUUUUGCUUGCCUUCUCUCCGCUAUUUGUAAGGCCGCGUUGGACAGCCACUUUGCUUUCUUGCAUUUCCUUUUCAUUGGGAUGGUUUUUGUUGCUGCCUCUUGUAUAAUGUUGCAAGCCUCCAUCCAUAGUUCUUCAGGCACUCUGUCCACCAAAUCUAAAUCCUUAAACCUGUUCCUCACUUCCACUGUGUAUUCAUAAGGGAUUUGACUUAGAUUGUAUCUUACCGGCCCAGUGGUUUUUCCUACUUUCUUCAGUUUAAGCUUGAAUUUUGCUAUAAGAAGCUGAUGAUCUGAGCCACAGUCCGCUCCAGGUCUUGUUUUUGCUGACUGUAUAGAGCUUCUCCAUCUUUGGCUGCAGAGAAUAUAAUCAAUCUGAUUUCGAUGCUGCCCAUCUGGUGAUGUCCAUGUGUAGAGUCGUCUCUUGUGUUGUUGGAAAAGAGUGUUUGUGAUGACCAGCUUGUUCUCUUGGCAGAACUCUAUUAGCCUUUGCCCUGCUUCGUUUUGAACUCCAAGGCCAAACUUGCCAGUUGUUCCUUUUAUCUCUUGACUCCUACUUUAGCAUUCCAAUCCCCUAUAAUGAGAAGAACAUCCUUCUUUGGUGUCAAUUCUAUAAGGUGUUGUAAGUCUUCAUAGAAUUGGUCAAUUUCAGUUUCUUCAGCACCAGUGGUUGGUGCAUAAACUUGGAUUACUGUGAUGUUAAAAGGUCUGCCUUGGAUUCAGUAUCGAGAUCAUUCUAUCAUUUUUGAGAUUGCAUCCCAAUACAGCUUUUGCCACUCUUUUGUUGACUACGAGGGCCACUCCAUUUCUUUUACGGGAUUCUUGCCCACAGUAGUAGAUAUGAUGGUCAUCCGAACUGAAUUCGCCCAUUCCCAUCCAUUUUAGUUCACUGAUGCCCAGGAUGUCAAUAUUUAUUCUUGCCAUCUCAUUUUUGACCACAUCCAACUUACCAAGGUUCAUGGUUCUUACAUUCCAGGUUCCUAUGCAAUGUUUUUCUUUACAGCAUUGGACUUUCCUUUCGCUUCCAGGCAUAUCCGCAACUGAGCGUCCUUUCGGCUUUGGCUCAGCCGCUUCAUCAGCUCUGAAUCUACUUGUACUUGUCCUCCGCUCUUCCUCAGUAGCAUGUUGGAUGCCUUCCGACCUGAGGGGCUCAUCUUCCAGCAUCAUAACUUUUAUAUGCCUUUUGUCUUUGUCCAUGGAGUUUUCUUGGCAGGGAUACUGGAGUGGCUUGCCGGUUCCUGCUCCAGGUGGAUCACGUUUGGUCAAAACUCUCCACUAUGACCUGUCCAUCUUGGGUGGCCCUGCAUGGCAUAGCUCAUAGCUUCUCCAAGUUAUUCAAGCCCCUUCGCCACGGCAAGGCAGUGAUCCAUGAAGGGGGUUCUUCCUGAUAGGUGGUCCCAAAUCUUAAGUGGGUGUUUCUUUGUUGUUGGAAAAUUUCUCUGUGGUUGUGCAGAGCUCAUAGAACUCCAACACUUCCAUGGUUCUUUGUGGCAAGAUAAGUUCCAUUUGAUAUUCCUCUGGUAUAUUUGAUAAUUCCACAGUAAAGUGUAACACCAAAAUGCUGUUUAAGGUUCUGGAAGUGCACAGUAAAGUUCUGCUACUGUUUUAGAAUUAUGUCUUCAAAUGACUGGGAAAUAUGUUGUACGCAGUAUUGCCCUUCCUAGCUGGUGUUGAAAAGCCUUAGAAUAGAAAAAGCCUUCUUGUAGAAUAGUAAUCAGCUGGUUUUGCAGUUCAGUGUUCAGCUAUUUUGUGACAUCUACCACAAAUGCCAGGUCAGCCACUAUUUGUCACUCAGUUCUUCAGCUGGCUUCCCAUUGGACCUCAUGAACAGUUUCAUUUCUUCACGGAGCUCAUAAAACUUCUUUAGUGCAGUACCUCUGCUCAGCUGUUAUACUUCACAUAGUCAGAUUAAGGUUCUUCAGAAACUCUUUGAUCUAGCAACUGUUCAACCUCCGGCUGUUUAUAAAGCCAAUGCAGGAAAUUAAUUGAUUGAUUUGAUUUGGUUUAUUGUAUUACUAUGCAUCUUUUCAUUCAAAUGAAUCUCAAAGUUACUUACAAACAAACAAACAAACAAACAAUAAAUAAAUAACAAUAACAUAAUAGAACAUCACAAAACAGCAUAAAUAGUAUAAAAUAAUUAACAAAUCACCAACAAAACAAUUACAAUCUGUAAAUCACUAUUAACAAAACAGCAACAGUCAUGGCAAUAUUACUAUCUAUUUAGGUCAAGCUAAUUUCACACCUAUAACUGGAAAGAACCCCAUAGUUCCAAUUAAGUCCAAACUGAGUAGAAUCAAAUUUCUGAAAAUUUUUAGAGCAGGGGUAACAGACUAACAUAGGUGCUCCUCAGGAAGGAAGGAAGUCUUAAACUAGCACCCAAAAGUUGGGAACUGUCAGCACCAAGAAGGCCUCACUUAGGACAGUAUUCCACAGGGGGGAAUUAUUCAGUAAUUAUUUUUCAGUUCUGCCUUCUUGUUUGCGCCUCCACCGUGUUUCCUGGUUUAUUUUCCAGUUCUGACGUGCUCUUUAGUUCUGGCUUAUGCCUUGAUUCUGUUUCCUGGUUUGUUCGUUGGUUCUGGCUUGCUUUGUCCCUUGGCUCACUCCAGACUGCUACCCAUGAUCAUGCCCUGACUUAGGGUAUGCAUAGGGAGGUUGUUGCCAGCAUAGCUAGUCAGCAUUUUUUUGGCUUGUCCAUCCUAUUUUGCAUUUUAGUUCCACCCCUUUACUGGGGGCUGUUACCACCAGCUGUGCCAAUUUGCUGAUGUCAUUACCACUCAAAUGCCUUUAUAAUGCCCCACAAUUGAAUUGUCAGCAUUCUUUGUCUGUUGUGUUCCAUAAUCAGCUUUACUCAGUAUUACUGUGCUACACCUUGUUAUAUGACUGCUAGUAGCCCAUGAUGCUGUAAUAGUCAAUGAUGUGGGUUGCUUUGUAAUGCCAGCAAAGUUCUAGAGAUUGUGACAUCACAUUACAUUCAUAAGUGAGCAUGCAAUGUCAUAAAACAUGUGGCAGUGUAAUGGCUUAUAGGAUCAGGCUGUAAGCAUUUUUAUUCCAUUUUCUUUACGUUAUUUAGAAGCCUUUGGCACAAAUUAAAACUCAGUUCAUGGGAUGAGUUCAACAUUUAUUUAUUUAAUAAAAUGUAUACGCUGUAUGAUUGUAAAAAAACCCACAACCUUAAAGCUGUAAACAAAGUUAAAAUACUAAAACUGAUUGAAAUUAUCUCAGCUUUCUAAGCAUAUGGGUAGGCUUGUCCAAACAAUAAUGUUUUUAGCAGAUGCUGAAAAGGGAAUCAUGAAGGUCCCUGCUUGAUCUCAAUAGGCAGGGAGUUCCAAAGUGCAUGUUUUGCCACUCUAAAUGAUUGAGUUCUUUCUUCUAUGUGAAACAGGUGUUAUGUAGCACCUGUAGUAGUACCAAUUUCACUGAACAAAGCAUGUGAGUGGACACAUGUGGGGUACGGUGAUAUCAUGGGUAAACUGGUCCUAAGUCGUUAAGGGCUUUAUAUACUAAUAGUAACACCUUGAACUUGGCCCAGUAUCAAAUUGGCAAUCAGUGCAAAUCUCUGAGCACAGGUGUUAUAUGCUGACAAGGCCUCCUUCCUGUCAGCAAUUGUGCCACAGUAUUCUGCAGCAACUGCAGCUUCCAGAUCAAGCGCAAACCAUUACAUAGAGUGCUUUGCAAUAAUCCAGUCUUGAAAUUACCAACACAUGAACUACUGUGGUAAAGCUUUCUUGGUUCAGGAAUGGCCCUAGCUGUCAAACCAGUUGCAGUUGGUAAAAGGCACAUCUAGCCAUUGAGGCUACUUGAGCCUCCAGCGAUAGAACUGGACCCAGAAGUGCCCCCCAACUGUGAACCUGAUCCUUCAAGGGAACUGCAACCCCAUCCAUGGUAGAAAACUGACCAAUUUCUUGGACACAGGAGCUACUCACCCAUAUGGAAUAAACACAGAAUUUAUUUAUUUUUUAAAGGUAGGGAUUUUUCCAUUCCAUUAUUGUUCUGUGAGUUUGUUCUACUGAACAUUUUGCUCCAUCUGGUUUCUGGUUUAAACUACUAGAAUGUCUUAAAAUUCUUAAAAGCUUUCUAGGACUGAAAAAAAAAGUAUCUGGAUUGCUUCACAGUUAAGUUUAUUUUUCAGUGUACUCUAGAGAUUGUUAGCUCCAUUGUUUUAUUUGCUAUGUUUCAUAUACCAAUGAUUAGAUGCAUAAUUCAUUGCUGACUAAUUUACAUUUUCUUACUGUUUCUCAUAAAGGCAAAAUACUGGCAGGGUUUCUUUUUUACUCCAAUUGAGUUCAUUAAUCUAAUUGAAAAUGAAACAUGUGGGUUUCAGCAGAGGUUAAUCCCAAAUGCAUUUAUCUUCAUACUAGGUUAUUUACUUACAGAAGACUAGUCUCCAGGGAUAGUUCAGUAUGCCAACCAAUUUUGGAAGUCACCUAUAGCACAUAGGGGCAUGUACAAACAUGCACAUUCCUUUUUACUUUGUUUUACACACUUGCUGAGUUUCCUUUUCCGAAAGGUGAAGUAAGCCUCCAUGGUGGCAUGGUUCAGACAUGCCAUUCCCAAUCCAACAAACCAUGGUUUGUUGGAAUGCAAAUGACAAUGAGCUCAAGCGUUCCCGUUCCCCUUUUGUCUGCCCAGCUGCAGAGGAAACUACCACAUGUGAUUUAAAGUACUCUUCACAAGUUAGUAAACCAAACCAGGGAGCACUUAAAUCACAGUGUCCUGUUUUGGAUAUCACAGGGAAGUUGUAAUUUAACAAACUAGGAAGCCUUUUCUAUAGCUGAAUGUCCAAGAAGAGGAAGGAAAGAGAGAAGAGGAGCUCAUGUCCAUCUCUAAUUCUUAUGUUGUUGUUGUUUAGUCGUUUCCGACUCUUCGUGACCCCAUGGACCAGAGCACGCCAGGCACUUCUGUCUUCCGUUGCCUCCCGCAGUUUGGUCAAACUCAUGCUGGUAGCUUCGAGAACACUGUCCAACCAUCUUGUCCUCUGUCGUCCCCUUCUCCUUGUGCCCUCCAUCUUUCCCAACAUCAGGGUCUUUUCCAGGGAGUCUUCUCUUCUCGUGAGGUGGCCAAAGUAUUGGAGCCUCAGCUUCAGGAUCUGUCCUUCCAGUGAGCACCCAGGGCUGAUUUCCUUCAGAAUGGAUAGGUUUGAUCUUCUUGCAGUCCAUGGGACUCUCAAGAGUCUCCUCCAGCACCAUAAUUCAAAAGCAUCAAUUCUUCGGCGAUCAGCCUUCUUUAUGGUCCAACUUUCACUUCCGUACAUCACUACUGGGAAAACCAUAGCUUUUACUAUACGGACCUUUGUUGGCAAUUAUACUAUACGGAUUAUUAUACUAUACGGACCUUUGUUGGCAAUUCUUAUAGUUUGUUGGAAUACUGCAUCUGACCCAGGUUGAUAUCUCAUAGGUAAAGAAUCUUAGAGAUAAAAUACCGAUUGCAAUGGUUCCUGUUGAGUGUUUCAGGUAUCAGUUUAGUGUUACUGCACUUUUCAACUAUAUGUCUAUUCUUAGCAGAAUCAACACCAGUGGCAGAGUCGAAAUCGGCACCUGCAGUACCAAAUGUGUGCUUCUGCUUCAGUUCUCAUCAACUCUUUUUUGAUAGGUAAAGCAGUAAUGUAUAAAGUCCCCUAACUGAGGUCAUGCAAUACUGUACCAAUACAUUUGUGGCACUGCUCCAUGGACUUCUAAGCAACUGUUAAAUUUUCACCAUUUAAAAAAAAUUGUAUCCUAGGCAAAUUGUUGAAUUACUUCAUAAUGCGUUGGUGCAAAAUGGUUUAGAAGCUGCUGCAUCAUAAGCUACCAAUCUUCUAUACCUGCCUACCUCACUGAUCUGGAGAAAGUAUAGCGGCACUCCAUGGUCACUAUAAUCUUGGUCUGAUUGUCUGGCAGAUCUGAUUGAGCAGGCCCUGCAGUUCACAUUUAUAUACAAAUGAUGUCAAACCCCUUCUGUUAAGGUGCAGUGUAAACAAUCUUAACUAUUUUUGAUGUUUAUCUCAUGGUACAAUAAACUUUCUCAGGGGACAGGAAUACACACACAAAAACACCCUUCUUUCAAUAACAUCUUUUAAAACAUCCCAAAGUUUUCAUAGACAUUGAGUAUUUGUUGUUGAAAUCUUAAAUUUCAGAGUGCAUCAAAAUUCUAAAACAGAACUUGGUUUAAUUCAGUUGCUCAUGUAAAAUAAGCUGUAACCUAGGAAAAAUGUGAAAGGCUGUAUCUUUUUUGAGGGGUAGUGGUAGAGAUAAGGGAAGAACAGCAUAUGACUUAUUUCACAGACUGGAAUUUUAAACAGCUUCUUAACUGGAAUUUUAAAACCCGUUUAAACAUCUCUCUACAAAUUAUUAUUAAACCAUUCAGGAGGUAAUGCUUAUAAAUAGGCAGACAAUAGUAGACUCACUUUUUCCUGUAGGCUUUAGAAACAUCUACAACAUGUCCUUUGAGACCUUCACUAAGGAAUGCAGUAUUUAUAGUCUUUAUAGAAUUUCAUGUUAUGGUUGAAACUAGAGUUGGCUUCUCUGAUUUCUUUAGUAUGGUGCCCCUGCUGAUUUCCCUGGUGCUUUCAUAUGCAGAACUUAUGGAAAACAUCUGGCACUGUCUUUUUGAUCAGCUUGUCAGUUGAACAUUUGGCCAGCUGCCAUCCAUUCAUUUUAGCCAUGUCACUUAUGGCACAUUGAUUAAAUGAUGCUUAAAGCUGCCUGGAAAAGGAAAAGAAAUAGUAGUGGAUUCAGGGAAUUAAAAAAAAUAAUAAUAAAGAACAGGGUCCAAUCUUCUAGGUCAAGGAAAGCCUAGACAAAAAUGUAUCUCUUUACAGGUUGUCUGAAGCAACUGUAUGACAGAGGGACAAGAUUUUAUGGUACAGGGACAAUAUUAGAAAAUGCUAUUUUGGGGGUCAUCACCCUAUGAUAUUUCUCAGGGAUCUUACAGGUCUAUACUGGGGCAGGUGGUCUUUCAGGUAACAUGGUCCUGAGUUGCUCAGGGCUUUAUAUGAACAAGAACAACACAUUGAACAUGGCCCAAGAUCAGUCCUUUAAAGCUUUUCUAUUUUGCCAUUGGUAACCAGCAUCAGUGCAGCAAUUCAUUAUAGAUUUACAUCACAACUUUCUUUUGCCAAAUAACACAACAGUAAGUCAAGCUAAACAAGAAUGCAGCUCAUAUAUUGUUACAUUGCCAUAGAGAUUUGUGGCUGAUAUGGUGAAUGAAGUUCAAUAAUUGAAAUGUUUAAUAAAUUAGUUUUAGAUAGUGGCUUUUCUAUGUUAUAUGCUCCUGCUCCUUUUAUUCCUCUCUGUGCCAUAUAAAGUAUAACUGGAAAUUAGCAGUAACAAUUCAAGGAACCAAAAAGUGAGGCUAACGGGUAAUAGGCAGGAAAUAGUGCAAUGGUGACCUCUAGAUUGUAAUUGACUAUACUUUUCAGCUUUUCUUUUCUGGGGCUUUUCUUUUCAAUAAUUUACUUUCUUCCCUGCCUGCAUUUACUUUGUUCACCUUUCCAAAUCUUCACUGAACUACUGUUUAGUGAAGAGCUCCAAAAACAGGUAUGGGGGAGGAAAUAAUAUACAAUUUUAAUUACUGAGAUAUCUAUUGUUUUUUGAGAGAGAAAAGGUAGAGGAAAUUAACUCUUUAAGGAAACUCAUCAAAUCUAGUAAAUAUAAAGUUACCUGAAGGAAAAUUUUCUGUAUAUGCUUUUAUUUGCUACAUCCUUUAGGAAAGCCAGCUAUGGCAUUUAAGUGCAAAUUAAGCAUAAUUUCUGUUUCUUAGUGAAUCCACUAGGCUUAUUUUUGUAUAAAUAUCACUGAAUACUUUUCAGCAUAUUCUUGGACAAUACCUCCUACUUUGCUUUGCUCAUGUGUAAUUUUUUUUAAAUUUCCUGGAUAUGUGCUUCCCUUUGAUGCUGUUGCCCAUGUUGCUACUGCAUUCUUUGUGUAAUAACUGCAACCAUGCUUACAGUUGAAAAUGGAGUUCAGUAGUUCUAAACUAUAUUUUAUUAGAACAUUUUCAUGCUGUCUGUUUGCCCUGAGGUGUGUGAAUGGAAUUUUCUCCAGUUGUUGAAUAUAAUUCAGAGCAUUAUCUUAAAGCGAUUUCUUUUCUGUAAUUUGUUUUAUUUCUUGAAUAUGUGCUUCCAUUUGUUGGUUUUGUCCAUGAAAUAGGCAUAGUUUCAGGGUGGGCAUCAGCACCUUGGACAGCUGCUGGGGUUCCAGUGUUCCAUCAGGGCCUAUCGCCAACUCCUGCCUUGGAGGUCCUUUUAGGGGUUUUCAUUUUUCCUAGCCUGAUAUUUACAUUUCAUGCCCCUGAACAAUGCUGUAUUAGGGGCACUGUAAAAAAAUAAUAUGGCAGCUGGACCAAAAUGUCUGGCAUGUAGCUACAGUUACUACCAGGCAAGCAUGCCAGGAGCCAAUGACGGGGAAAGAUGCUUAAAGGCUCCUUCAUGUUUCCUUCCACUUACAACUACUAGCAGAACAGAACACAGUCAUAACAUGGACCCUGAACACCCUGGAACUCGGAUGUUUUGGCUCCCGAACGCCACAAACUUGGAAGUGAUUGUUCCGGUUUGUGAACGUUCUUUUGGAACCCGAAUGUCCGAUGGAGCUUCCGUGGCUUCUGAUUGGCUGCAGGAGCUUCCUCCAGCCAAUCAGAAGCCGUGAUUUGGUUUUUGAACAUUUUGGAAGUUGAAUGGACUUCUGGAACGGAUUCCGUUUGACUUCCAAGGUACGACUGUAUAUCUGAAGACUUUCAAAUUUAACAUUAAAUAUUUCUAUUAAGCCAGGGCAUCUGCACUGUACACACAUACAUUUAUACAGGAAACCUGUAAAACUUUUAGCUUCCAUCUGUCUUCCUGCUGAUUCACAGAAUAUAUGGCAUAUAUGUAAAACAUGUUUGAAUCUCCAGCAUUUAUAUAAGAAAAAAUAAUGUAUUGCAUGUGGAACUCUUAACAUUUUCUGCUGAAAGAAACCUAACAAGUUGCUGCAACUGAUACAAAAUGGAGUAAUGUAUAUGUUUCUUCUUGGUGUUAGUAACAGAUCUUGUUAGAACCCAUUGAUUUAAAUGGUGGCACAAGAAAGGAUCUCUAUUUUAAGUCAUAAAAGAAAGAAAGAAAGAAAGAAAGAAAGAAAGAAAGAAAGAGAAAAGGCCAGGUUUAUUCUGCAGCUGUGUGCCCUAUCUGUGUUUCAUCAAAUACAGCUUUUUAUUCCUAAUGCAGUUUUGGCAUUCAUUGUUACAUUACACAUAUAAUUUUAAAUACAGGACUUCGUGAAGCUAGUGAUAGUUAAAAUGCCUGGCAGUGAUGAAGCAGUAACGUCAAACUAGCCUGAAGUAUAAAAUGAGCACGGCCACAAACAAAUAUGAAAUUAAUUAUCAGUUAUAACAUUUUCUGAGUCUAGACUCUUCUAACCAGUCAUUGUUUUCUGUCUGUGGUGGGGGGAGGGGGGAAUGAGGACUAUAGCAUGAAGCUGCCAGAACAAAGUUGUUAUUGAAAUGCAACAUGAAGUGCCUGUUCAUGCAUUACUUUGCCCUCCUCAUCCCAUAACCCUGGUAUUAUCCCUAAUGAGGAUCUACCGGUAUAUUGCUCCCGCCCCUACCCUUCACUCAUGCCACUCACUAUGGAAACAGGUGAAUGCUCAAUGACAUGCAAGGUCUUAAAAUGGGGGUUGAAGCUUUGAAACUAAUCUACUGCUAAGGAUGCCCCCCUCUUCCAGUUGUCUCAGAAAACUACAGGUAAAAUGUUCCUCCCAUUCACUCUAUUGGCAGAUUUCCUAUUUGCCGAUCUUUCAUUUGCCCUCAUUUACCCUUCUUUGGAACAUAGGAAGCUCCCUUAGGCUGAGUCCAUCUAGUUCUGUACUGUCUACACAGACUGCUAAAGACACUCCAGGAUUCCAGAGUGGAGUCUCUCUCAGUCCUACCUAGAGAUUUCAGAUUGGACUAGGAACUGCAGGGCUUUUUCCUCUCAUUCUGCCCUGACACUCUGUCUAGAUGCAGCCAUCUAUGUCAUGCUGCCAUUCCUCCAUUCUCCAUUCUUCAGGAGCUUGUACUGCAUGAAUAUAUCACAAUUAAGACGAUAUUUGUUGUAUUAUCUUUUAAUAAACCUCUUUUCUGGAACAAGUCCUAAAGUCUCAGCUAUGUUUCCUCCUCCUAGAACCUUACUUGGUAUGCCCCACUGUGUAGACCGAAGUUACCCAUGCUCUUCUGCCAUUAAUUUGGCAGACAUGCUAGUUCCUGAGAAAUAGAGCAAGGACUUCAGGGGGAAGUUCUCUUAGCACCAGGUUAAUUUUCCAAUUACCUGUUCUUCCUGAAGGGUUUUUUUCCCCAAACACAGAAGGAGUUCAUUAAACACACACGUCUCAAAGAAGAGUUGAAAUAGUGGUGAUUGCCACUCGCAAGUGCUGCUCAUUAAAUGAGUUGUGUAAUCUGAACACAUGGUGGGAUAGCAUUGUAGCCACUUACCCCACCUGUGACAUCCACACAUCCAUCAGAAUGUCUGAAAAUAGUUUAGACAGUUCCAUAUCUGUGCUGUAGUCACAUGUUCUGGUAACCAUGUAAGGGUCAGGGGAGAAGCUAGCAGCUGAAUUUCAUGCACAUGUUCAUAUGGAGAAGGUUUUAGAUGGUUUCAAAAAAGGGGUUAGCCCAAUUCACAGAGAAGAGACUUAUGAAAUAUUAGCCAUGAUGAAUGGAACUUCCUGGUCUAGAGAUAGGAUGCUUCUGAACACCCCAGGUAAAUGGAGCAGAGGUGGGUGCUACUGUCUUCAUGCUCUCACUUUUCAAGCAAAAAAGUAUAUUAAAGUCGAAGCCUGGACAUGCUUGUUCUAAAAUUACAUAAUGAGGCAUGAUCAAGCCUGAGAAAUAUCUAUAUUAUGCUAUGCUAUACCAUUUAUUCAUAUGUGUGUGGGGGGACAUAUAUUGUAUGUGGUGCUUAGAAAGCUGAGCAGAAGCUGUUCAGGGUGUAACUAAAAAUGGGUUCACACAGCACGGAGUGGGAUGAGUCAGAAAGGACUGAUUUCUGGUGAGCCAAUUAUACAUAUGUUUUAAUUGAAAUCUGACACAGUAGCCCCCAUUCUGCUAUGUCAAAAGUUUUGUAUAAAUCAACUAACAAGUUUUAAAUGACUUUAAUAGCACAUGUAAAUGGAAAACUGCAUGACAUUCUAGUUCAUUCACUUCUAUUUCCCACCUAAGCACCAGGAAGCACAUCUGCAGGGGCGAAAAUAUAACCUCUACAUCAUAACUGUUUUGAAAUAAAAAGUCAUUACUUAGCAGUUGCAUGGCAUGGGCAAUGCCCACUGAAAUUAUUUCAGGAAUUUUGUGUUGCUAAUAACAGCUUGAAUCUUAGACUAGCCCUGCCAACUGCAGUUAAGCCUGCGUAGGCUGACAAAGAACAUUCCUGGCUGCAUCAGUAAAUGGAGAGCUAGAUUACAUUACAGACUCUGUGAUGAUCUUAAAUGAGUUUUUAUCAUCAGGUUGGAAUUUAUGUUUUAUCAUACCCAAAAUAACAUAUCUGACUUUGAAAGUGCAUUGGUCUUAAUUACUUGCAUUUGUUUCUGUUUUAUCUGAUUCCACAAACAAAAUUCUGUUGGAACUGACAUUAUGGCUUCCAUUGGACUCGGAUUGGUGGAGAUUUUUAAGUUUUAGAAACCUAUCCACAAGAAGCUGAGAUAAAGCAAAUUAAGCCUGCAUAGAGUUGCACUCAAUCCAAACCCUGUCAGCAGCAGGGUUCUGCUGCUCUGCCUAAGGCUUUAAAACAGUGUUUUAUGCUGGGGUACAAGUCACGUGGCCAAACUGAACAGUUUUAGGAUCCAGCCUAAGUCCUCCCUCUCUGCUUCCACCCCCAGCUCACCCCUUUUUGAGGACUUACACUGGCCACAUCUCAGCCAGCUUUGGCUCAGCUGGCUGAGUGGGAUAAGCAAGUUUUGCUGGCCUUUCUUCUGUGGAGCUGGGGUUGGGAACUUAAUAAUAGCUGAACCAGGAAUCAGCCAGCUAAGCCAGAGUUGCUCAUCCCAGUGGACCCUGCUACAGUAAUGUCCCUAAAUGUCUAUCAUUUUAAAUAACUGCUAUGGGAAAACUGACAAUUGCUCACAUUAUUAUUUUUUCUUCAGACUCGUUUAGAAGGCCUCUGGCUCUUCAGUCUUGUUAUUGGUGAAUCCUGCUUAUUCAGUCCUCAAAUUAAGCAUCAUCAUCAUUAAAAAUAUUUAUUUAUUUAUUAUAUGCAUUUUAGACUUCCACCCAUCAUAAAUAGAUCCCAGGGCAAGAUACCAUAACCAAUUUACAGUAUGUGGAUGUCAUAUAUUCAGUAACAAUAAUCAGUGUUAUUUUUCUAGAAAAUGAGGUGCUGGAACCCACAAUGAACACCUGCCUCCCUUGUUCUCUUAUAAUGGAAAUGGUGCCCACCUGAGAGGUACUGAAACUGAGUUCUGGCGAAUUCUGGCUGGGGGAAAAAGCCCUGAAAAUAAUCAACUAAAGCAACUUGACAAGAAGAACAGCUGAAAAUAUAACAUUAGAAGUACUAAAACACUGCAGAGUGGGUUACUUGCUGUGCAUUAAAAAUAUCGUACAAAUGCCUUGUGCAAACAGACGAAUCUUUAUUUGGCAUCAAAAUGCUAAAAGGGUAGGUGCCAAACAUGCUCCCAAAUGGAGGGCAUUCCACAGGUGGUCACUGCCACAGAGAACGGCCUUUCUAUCAUCAUUGCAUAAUGUCUCUCUCCCAGUGGUGGAAUCCUUUAAAUAUGACAUGAGCAGGAACAGGGAAAAACACUAUUUCAGUGAUUAGGGUCCUAGCCAAGGUCUGAUAGACCAGUCCAAACACCUUGAACUCUUCCUGGGUGUGUAAAGGCAACCAGUGUAAACAAUUCUGAUUUGUAUCAUGUGAUCCCAGCCAAAUGAAUUGGUGAACAAUAUGGCAGAAGGCAUACAAGUCAUAUGUGCAGAAUCCUUAUAAUCUGUACUCACAAAACUGCACGACACAAAUUGUGUGAGAAAACUGCUGCACAUACAGUUUGCACUCAAUGACUUUACAGAAGAGCCCAUCAAUGUGUGGAAGUUCAGGACCAGCAGACACCAUCUCAUGCUUCCUGUUCCAGAUGAUCAUUCCCAUAUUUAAUCAUUGGCAUAGGUCUCUUGUGUUGUUCACAUUUUAUUAUAAACCACUCACAUAUACCUACUACCUAGUAACAGAAAUAACCAUAGUGUUGUUUACAGGAACAUAUUACAAACAGUUAUUCAUUCAAAAGGCUAUUUUCCCUCACCUUUUGUUACAUGAUUUAUUUUAAAAAAAAAAAAUUGGAACCAACUCAAAAACUUUUUGAGUUGAGAUAAAAUGAGAAUUUUAUCACAUGUUAACCUUGGAUGCAAAACUGCAAAUAAAACAAUGAAGCAACACAGAUCUUCCUUCCUUUUUCUGAUUACAUCACUGGAACCGUUGACUAAUAUAAAGGGAUUUUAUUUUAUUUAUUUAUUUUUAAAAAGAAACUUCUGAGUGUAUUUCUCACAGUACUCCAUAUCUGAAUUCCUCUGCAUCUGUAAUGCAGAUGAAACCAAUUAUAAUGAAGUGAAGCAUGAGGCGGCUAUAAAUUCAACCGAAAUAAAAACAAAAAUGUAUUUCCCAAUACCAAGUAUUUUAAAGAUGGCAAAGGCAGAUGCAGAAGCUCGUGUGGAUUUUGUUUGAUCCCUUCUGUAGUCAGGUGUGCUGUGUAGUGACAGAAGAACUCUUCACUUUUGUUGAAUCAAAGGUAAAGACAGGUAACAGAGGAGCUGUUGUGUGGAACUUAACAAUGUUUCUGCAUCAAAUAAAAGCCUGUCUAGGUACUUGGAAGAGAUGUGUCAGGGAACUGCCAUCGGUAGGAAGGGAGGUGAAAGGACUCAGACAGGUUGGAAGAGACUUAGCAGCUGAAGAGGAAACCAGCAGGGGGAGAGAAGCUGAACUGAGGGAGGUGAAAGGGCUCAGACAGGUUGGAAGAGACUUAGCAGCUGAAGAGGAAACCAGCAGGGGAGAGAAGCUGAACUGAGGAAAGGGAGCUGGGGGAUGGCUCAGAGAUACUUCCAGCGAAAACAGUGGUGAGGUUUCCGGACCUCCUGUAGCGACACCCACUCCUCGCCGGAAACUGUCACGCAGAGAGUCCAGAAGACGUGUUUCCGUUAAGGAGCUUUUAUGUUGGAAGCGAUUACGAAAGCAACCACUGUCGGAAUCUUCUAGUGACUAAGAGGAGCCAUGUCAGAGGGCUCAGUCACAGACAGAGGUUUGUGGACUUGAACAAACUCUGAGGGAAUACGAUUUUACGCACAAGCAGCUCAUAAUCCCAUCACAGCAUUCCGACAGUCUUUGAACGCAGCUUGUGCAGGAGAAGGCAUAAUGAGCAACCCAGCAGGAACCGGAGAAGCAGGGGCUGGAGCGGGUCCAAGCCUGGAAGAAAGGUACCGAGUGUUGGAGGUCCAGCUGGCGCUGCAGACGGCGAGGCUGGAGGAGAGGAGGGCUCAAGAUGCAGACAAAGGGAGAAAGCCACCCAGCUCGCCAGAAAGGUACCAGGAUUGGUGCAGAAAUUUGGGGGGGGAGCCCAAAGACUAUCAUAGCUUUCGGACAGAAAUGCAAUAUGCCCUCAAUCUGCAGUUUGAUGAUUUCCCUGAUGAGGAAUCACGAGUGGCUUUUGUGAUUGGGCAUCUUGAAAGAGGGCGAGAGACUGGGUUAGACCCCUGAUGGCAGCGCAUAGUGACGUCCUAAAGGACACGAUGAAGUUCUUUCGCGCCAUGGAUCUGAUGUUUUCCAGCGAUAUUGAAAAGGGAGUGGUGCGCAGACAGUUAAUGGCUUGCAAACAGGGGAGCCGAUCUGUACGUGAGUACUGGACUGAGUUCACCAUGCUGAUACACAGAUUGGGGUGGGACUUAUCGGCGGAACCCAUUCAAAUGCUCUUUGAAGAAGGGCUUUCUUCGGCUGUGAAAGAUGAACUUUCCCGGGCGCCCAGGGCGGAGUCUAUGGACCAGCUGACCAAAUCAGCGCUGGCCAUAGGAGCGCGCCAGGAGGCGAGAGCAUUGGAGAGGCGGGAAGGGAAAGGGGAACGUUGGAAGGAGUUCCGCAUUCCAGACAUUCCAGAGCCAACUGUCCCGCCGGCAGAGCCGAUGGAAAUCGGAACAGCGCGCGCGCGCAGUUUCAAAGCCCAGUGAGGGGAAAGAAGGAUGGAAAAGGCGCCCGGAAAUGCUAUCUCUGCCAACAGCCAGGGCACUUUGCCAGAGUCUGCCCCCAGAGGAAGGAAUGGCAAGGGAUGGUGGGAGCUGUGGAGGGAAGAGAGGAAAAAUACCGGAGCAACUAAAGCCAACGCCUGGCUGCCAUUGUCGGGGCACAGCAGCCAGGCCAAAGAGCAGUGAAAGUGCCCACUCCAGAACCUCCUAAACCCGCCCUAGUGAUAGAAGUGACACUAGAGCUCCCAAACGGACACCCUCUAAAGAUAAAGGCGCUGUUGGACUCAGGCAGCUCCUGCAAUUUCAUGAGCAAAGAGUUUGCAGCUGAACACCAGAUACAGACGCUCCCUUUAAGCAGCCCCCUGCAGGUAACCACGAUCGAUGGCAGGGAGCUGUUGGGAGGAGAAGUCAGCUUGCAGACCGUCCCAAUGAUAAUGAAGGUGGCAAGGCACACUGAACUGAUAGCUUUUAAUGUGGCCACCUUGGGAGGAGCUCCCAUUAUAUUGGGGAUGAGCUGGCUAGCGUUACAUGAUCCGCUGGUGGGCUGGCAUCAGAGAGUGGUUUCUUUUGGGUCAGCACAUUGCUUAGAACAUUGCAAAGAGGGAAAGGUUUUGGCAGGGGCCCAAGCCACCCUAGCAGGGACUGAAGUGAAGGAGAACGUGAAGGUACCACGACAAUACGCAGAUCUCCGUGACGUCUUCAGCGAAAGGAAGCUGACCAACUACCACCGCAUAGAGCCUUUGACUGUCAAAUCAAUUUGCUCCCUGGGGCACAGCUCCCUGUGGGCAAGCUGUACGCCAUGUCAGACAGAGAGAUGCAGGAGCUAAGAGAGUUCAUUGACAAGAACCUGAAGAGAGGGUUCAUCAGAGAGUCCAGGGCGGUGGGGGCAGCCCAGUGUUUUUGUGGACAAAAAAACACGAACAAGCCGAGACUGGUGUGUGACUUCAGGGCCUUAAAUGCAGUGUCAGAACCAGUGGCCUUCCCGAUGCCCAGGAUUGACGACAUUUUGACAAGGGUGCGAAAGGGAAAGAUUUUCACCAAGCUGGAUCUAAGGGGGCGUACAACCUGAUACGAAUAAGGAAGGGGGAUGAAUGGAAAACCACCAUGUUCACCCCUUUAGGGGCAUUUGAAUACUUAGUUAUGCCCUUCGGUCUACAAGCAGGCUCCGCAACAUUUCAAUCGUUUAUGAACCACGUCCUGGGGCCGUUGCUUUACAAGAAUUGUGUGGCCUUCUUAGACGACGUGUUGGUGUAUUCUGAGAAUGAGGAGCAGCAUGUGAGAGACGUCAGAGAAGUGUUGAGCAGGCUGCAAGCCAACCAGCUGUGGGUGAAACUGGAGAAGUGUCAGUUUCAUACCAAGGAGGUGGAAUUCCUGGGGUAUCGCCUGUCUGACAAGGGGUUGGCCAUGGAUCCCGGCAAGGUCCAGGCGGUACUGGAAUGGAAAACACCCAAAACAAGGAAGGAUGUGCAGAGGUUGUGAGGGUUUGGGAACUUCUAUCGUAAGUUCAUCCCAAACUUUGCCCACCUGACGGCGCCCAUUACGGACUGUCUCAGCAGUAAGAAGAAGUUCGUUUGGACGGAGGAGGCGGAGCAAGCAUUUGAGGAACUAAAAGGGCCUUCGCCUCGGAACAACAGCUCCUGCAUGUGGAUUUACAAAAACCGAUGAGAGUGGAAACUGACGCAUCAGACAGAGCGGUUGGGGCGGUGCUUCUCCAGCCAGGGAAGGAGGAGUCAGAGUGGAGACCGUGUGCCUUUUUUCGCGAAAGCUGAACAAAUCCGAGAGGAACUACACGGUGUAUGACCGAGAACUACUAGCCAUUCAUGAGGCGUUCCGGAGAUGGAGGCACCUGCUAAUUGGCGCACAACAUAAGGUGCAAGUGUGCACUGACCACAAGAACCUAGAGUAUUGGAGGACGGCACGAGUGCUCAACCAGCGGCAAGUGAGAUGGGCUCAGGAAUUCUCCAAAUUUAACUUUGAGAUUUGUUACGUGCCAGGCCCAGAGAACAUUAGGGCGGACGCUCUCUCAUGCAAACCUGAAUAUUUGGAGGGGAGGAGCACCCGAAGAGAGACAUGUCAUUCCAGAGGACCGCUGGGUGUGUGGGGCGGCAUUGGUGGGACAAAGAGAACUGGUAGAAGAAACAGAGAAUGAUGAAUACGCCCAGAAUAAGCUCAGAGGUCUUAGGGAUGAUGGAGAGGAAUCAAGGGGUUUCGAGGAAAGAAAUGGAGCUUUGUAUUACAAAGGGGCACUGUAUAUCCCUGAAGGAGACUUAAGGGGAGGGUACUCAAGCAGUUGCAUGACAGCCCUACGGCGGGCAUUUUGGACAACACAAAACCAUGUGGUUGGUCACCAGGGAAUUUUGGUGGCCUAAGGUGAGGGAGGAUGUACGUGAGUAUGUAAGAGGGUGCGAGCAGUGCCAGCGAGCCAAGGGGAAAGGCGGGCGCCGGCGGGGCUAUUAGAACCCUUACCAACACCAGAACGACCUUGGGAGGCAGUGUCGAUAGAUUUUAUGACUGAUCUGCCGAAGUCCAAAGGGAAAACAGCCAUCAUGGUGGUGGUAGACCUACUAACAAAGAUGUGCCACUUUGUAGCUUGCUCGCAUGCAGUCACGGCGGAAGAGACAGCAAAGUUAUUUGUAGAACACAUUUUUAGGUUGCACGGAGUGCCAUUGAGGGUGGUCUCAGACCGAGGAAAACAAUUUACUUCCAGGUUCUGGAGGAAGCUCAUGAGCUUACUGCAGGUGGAGGUCAACUUUUCGACUGCCCGGCACCCUGAAACCAACGGGCAGGCGGAAAGAGCAAACGGUGUCCUCCAGCAAUACCUGAGGUGUUAUGUCAAUGACAGAGAGAAUGACUGGGUAGAAAAGUUGGCGCUGGCGGAAUUUGCCUACAACAAUGCCGAGAAUGUGUCCACAGGGAUGAGCCCCUUCUUGGCUAAUUAUGGGUGUCAUCCCAGGGCUUUCCCAGGUGGAGAAGGGGAGAGAUGGAGCGUACCGGCAGCCGAGCAUUUUGUAGAAGAAAUGGAAGCAAUCCACCGUCAGCUCCAACUCAACUUAGAAAGGGCGAAGGAAGAAUACAAGAGGCAGGCAGACAAGAACCGAAGGGAAGGUGAAACCAUAAGGGUUGGAGAGAGGGUGUGGCUGUCAACCCGAGGGUUGCCGUUCAAAGGAGGUUGUAAGAAAUUAAGACCCAGGAGGUUGGGUCCCUUUGAGGUCAUUCAACAGGUCAACCCAGUGGCUUUCAGGCUCCGGUUACCCAACCACAUGAAACUGCACCCAGUAUUUCACAGGUCGUUACUGUCACCGUACGAGGGGGGACGAGAAGGGAUGGCCACUCGGGGACCGGUCAUAGAAGAAAGAGAAUGCAGCAGUCAUGUGGCAGAAAUCCUUGAUGCCAGGUGGAAGGGGAAUCAGGUGGAGUAUUUGGUAGCGUGGGAAGGAGAACCGGAGUCAGAAAACACGUGGGUAAUGGCCAAAGAUAUCAAUGACGAGGUAUUGAUAGAAAUGUUCCAUCAAAGGUUCCCACGGAAACCUCAGCCUGUGGAGAGGUUCCGGAGGGAAUACUUUGGGACCACUGAGGAGGAGGAGGAGUUGGAAGGAUUCCCAGAAUCGGAAGGGGAAGGGUAGAUGGACUCUGAGGAGGAGGAGUGCAUCGAGACCAGGAACCACAACAGGUGGACAGAAGUGUUCGAGACAUAGGAAGAUGAAGGAAGUUCAUUCCGGGUUUUGCCUCCUCACCGCCCGUAGAGGAGGGGCGAGUGGGGGUGAAGGGGGCCCUGGAGGGGAGGUGGAUGUCAGGGAACUGCCAUCGGUAGGAAGGGAGGUGAAAGGACUCAGACAGGUUGGAAGAGACUUAGCAGCUGAAGAGGAACCAGCAGGGAGAAGCUGAACUGAGGGAGGUGAAAGGGCUCAGACAGGUUGGAAGAGACUUAGCAGCUGAAGAAGGAACCAGCAGGGGAGAAGCUGAACUGAGGAAAGGAGCUGGAGGGAUGGCUCAGAGAUACUUCCAGCGAAAACAGUGGUGAGGUUUCCGGACCUCCUGUAGCGACACCCACUCCUCGCCGGAAACUGUCACGCAGAGAGUCCAGAAGACGUGUUUCCGUUAAGGAGCUUUUAUGUUGGAAGCGAUUACGAAAGCAACCACUGUCGGAAUCUUCUAGUGACUAAGAGGAGCCAUGUCAGAGGGGCUCAGUCACAGACAGAGGUUUGUGGACUUGAACAAACUCUGAGGGAAUACGAUUUUACGCACAAGCAGCUCAUAAUCCCAUCACAAGAUGGUUACACUUUCAAUAUAUUCUAUGAGUAUUUGUAACACAACUUUCAUUUCAUUUUCAUUUUUAUCUUUACAAAUGUAGUAUUGUUUCUUUUGUUUCUCAUUAUAUAUGCAGUACUAUUUCUUGUGGAUACAUUUGUGACAUAUUAAAGUGAUAAAAGAUUGGAUAUAAAAGCUCUAUUUUUGUCCUCUAUCUAUCUGUGUAACUUCUUUCUAUUGUAUGAUCUUGAUUUUGAUUGGAUGAUAGCGAUGGAAAUAAUAAUUCAAUUUAUAAAUUCAGGCUGUUUAAGAUGGGAAUAGUGUUGUUUUGUGCUAGUUCCAUGGGCAAGGAUGUCUUUUAUGUAUUUGUAUGAGCUAAAGCAUAGAUCCUAUGGUAACAGGGUACAAACUUAUUUGAAAGCCAAGGUGUUUUUUUAAAAAAAACACCCUUUCUUUUAAUUAAAAUUUUAAAUAACUAAUUGAGCACAUUUUAAAGAUGCAUAAGGCAAAUCCUUAUUCAUUGUCUCUCUGUUGAUAAUAAUAUUGGUCACAAUGCGGAGUAACUGUGUACGUUUUAAACUAAAAUAAUAGUUAUAGACAUACAAGUCUUUUUUAAAAAAAAACCAUAUGCAGCAGAAUCCUAAACUUGUUUACUAAGAAAUAAAGCCACACUGAGGAGUUAAUCCCUUGUUAUUUACAACACAGGUCUAUAGGUAAAGGUAAAGGGACCCCUGACCAUUAGGUCCAGUCGUGACCAACUCUGGGGUUGCGGCGCUCAUCUCGCUUUAUUGGCCGAGGGAGCCGGCGUUUGUCCGCAGACAGCUUCCAGGUCAUGUGGCCAGCAUGACUAAGCCGCUCCUGGCGAACCAGAGCAGUGCAUGGAAACGCCGUUUACCUUCCCGACGGAGUGGUACCUAUUUAUCUACUUGCACUUUUGACAUGCUUUCGAACUGCUAAGUUGGCAGGAGCAGGGACCAAGCAAUGGGAGCUCAUCCUGUUGCGGGGAUUCGAACCGCCGACCUUCUGAUCACAAGUCCUAGGCUCUGUGGUUUAACCCACAGCGCCACCCAUGUCCACACAGGUCUAUAGACAUGCUUAAAUCAAUGAGAGACUGCAGAUAAGUUAAAACCAAUGGAUUCUGUAAAAUACAUAUAAAUAGAUUGCACAGAAAGUUUUUCAUCUAGGUAGAUUUAAGCAGUUUUUGUUUAGGUAAAGCCAGGAUAGUUCCAUUCAGAGUUAUGGCUGUGUUUCAGCAAGAAAUGCCUGAAGGAAACAUGUCCCAAUACAGAAAGCAAUUGAAUAAAUAUAAAGGAAGCAACAGCAUCACAGUCCUUGGAAGAUUUGACAAAGUGAAUCCCAUUGUAAAUGUGAUUUGACAAAUAGCCAAUGAUAGAGAUGCCUAGACACAGAACCUGUGCCUGGGCACAGUAAUAGGCUGCAUGUGGGCCAAUAAACUCAAAUGGAAUCUCAGAAAGAUGUAAGCCCUGUGAGUAAAUGGUUCGCAGGUCCAGGAAACUGGUCAACUGCCUGAUCUGGAGGGGAUCGCACUCCCUCUGGAGGAUCAGGUCCUUAGUCUGGGGGUGCUCCUAGAUCCUUCUCUGUCACCUGAGGCCCAGGUGACCUUGGUUCUUAGGAGUGCCUUUAACUAGCGUUGCUUCGUCUCCCAGCAUUGACCCUUCCCAUAUAUAGCUAUAACUUGCCCACUGUGGUUUAUAUGCUGGUAGCCUUCAGGCUUUACAACUGCAAUGCACAAAAUUUAAACUCCAAAUUUAAAAUUUAAGCCCUGAGGCAUCACUUUAACUAAUCCACAAGUUUGGUCUGGCAAACAAGAUAGUGCCAUAGCUCUGCGUAGACACUGACUUGAACAGGAGGGUGCAGAAACUUCUUGGCUCCAUGUAAAAGGAAACAGACCUUGGUCUAGUUCUGAUGCCCAAGCACUAAUAGAUGGAAAAUAAUCAGUGUGGCCAUAUGCUGGUGAGGAAAUCCAGACUUGUUGGCUUCCACCACUCCCUGUGAUGCAGAACACAGAAUUUCCACAGGCAUUACCUUAUCAAUUUUCAUUUGUAUGAAAGUUCUCUUUAACGAAGAAUAAAAUACAGUCAUACCUCGGGUUAAAUAUGCUUUGAGUUGAGCGCAUUCGAGUUGCGCUCCUCGGCAAAACCCGGAAAUAAUGGAGCGUGUUACUUCUGGGUUUUGCCGCUUGCGCAUGCACAGACGCUCAAAAUGAUGUCACACGCAUGCGCAGAAGCGGCAAAAAGCGACGUGCGCAUGCGCAGAUGCACCGUCGCUAGUUACGUUUACCUCUAGAUGCGAACAGGGCUCCGGAACGGACCCCGUUCGUAUCUAGAGAUACCACUGUAGUACAAUUUCUUAGGCACUGGGGGAUCUCUAGUCUAGCCACUAGAGAUUGUUACAGAUAGUUUGAGCAAGAGUGCCAGCUAUGGAUACAAUUUUUCUUUCUCUUGCUGUUUGAAACAUAUACCUUGGGCUUUAACAUGUUUCAUGUACAUCCUGAAUGCAGUCUUUGAGGUACACCUUAUCAACUACUGGGCCUUGGAGUCCCUGUGGUUGGAAUGCUUAGAUCAGGGUGAGGGAGAAUUGGGUUCCAGUCCCUUUUCACUACAAAGUUCCCUGGGUGACACUGAGUAAGUUACAUUCUUUCACAGGAAACUGUGUGGGGGAAACAUGGCUCCCCCCAAAUAAAAACCAGAGCCAGACAUUACCCCCCUGUACAAUUUCCUCUGAGAGUGAUGGAAUGUCAUUGUGUGUGUCAAAUUUUGGGCCCGCUCCCCCCCCCCCCGCCACAUGUGACAAGGCAGUGUUCGGCUUACGGGUUCUGUGUCCAAGUACUCUUGCAGCCCACUUGGUAUGAAAGGUUGGACCAUGCUGGUGAAAAUUCUAAGUUUAUGCCAUACUGUGACCCUAACUUUGCAUGACAGCCACAAAUUCCUCUGUAAAAGUCAGGCUUUGCCCCAUGGGAUGCAUAAAACUGCAGUUUGGGGCCCAUUUUAAGAGCAAAAGGACUGCAUAGUGCUUUCAGUGCCCCUUCUCCCCACAGCUGAUCUCCUAACAGUCUAUUACCACAAAUACUUUUCUGCCCUCCACAUACACACUUGGGUUCCAGCUGUACCAGGGAACCAUUACCCCUGCACCUCCACAAUAGAAUCAUAUUUGUUUUCUAACUAGUACAACUGGCUCAGUAAUAAGAGAAAAUUAGAUAACUUGCAAGAAUCCUGAAAUGGCAUUUGUAUACAACAUUGUAAAAUGACUGUCACUUCACUGCGACCAAGGGCUUUGGAAGAUAAGAAGCAGCACCUGCUGGGGCACAAUGCAUUCUAAGCUCUGUUUCCACUUUUCAGGUCCUUGGAAAAAAGCUGUGUGGACCUUAUAGAAGUCAAUAAUAUGAACCCCAAAUUCCAGUCUCAUCAUGCCCACACUAGCCUUCAGAUACCUCAGGCCACACCACUUACACCUCCAUGGUUCAAGAGUGACAUGGGGGAGAAACUGCUGUUAUAGCCCAAAAGCAACUCCACAAGGCCUGAUGUGGUAAUCAGCAAUUUUCCUUCUUUGUUACUUUGCCACACCUUUAUGGAAAGAAAGGGAAUGGCCAGUCUAUGAAUAUGACUAUUGCCCCAUGGAAUUUGGCUCUGACACUUCAGUCUCACCCCAUCCCACUAAACUGAAUGAAAGGAAUGUUUGACUUCAGUAGCCUACCUUACAAAUGUGCUUUGGAAAUAAUUUCCCUCUCUGCCCAUGCCUCCUUAAGACAGCCUGUUCCAUUGUUGUAAUAAUCAGGGCUAUGCAGUGUUUGGAAAACUUUGUCUACCAUUAUGAUGACUGAUUUAAUACUGUCAGUGAAGUUGGGCAAGUGUGUUGCCAGCAAUCCCAUCUGAAACACGAUAAGCUUAUCACUUCUGUUAAAUUUCCCCACUUUGAUCCACCUCUUUUGUGCACUUCCUCAAAGCUCUCCUCAGCAACUUUUUCUUGCAAAAGCUGAGGAAGCAUUAGGUUAUCAUUUUCCAACUUUCCUACAAACAGAUAAAAUGCUUCUUUGGAUGAUAAUUGUGUGGACCAACAUGCAGUAGUUUUGUGAUGUUAAGCAGAAUAUUCCAAGUGGUUGAAGAGAAAAUGCACUUUCACAUAAUUGCACCACUCUGUGGAGGAGGUAUAAUGUUAACAUUUCCCAGUAAUCACAGGUUGAGUUAAAGAGCUUGUUGGAAGUCUGUGGUGGAAUGCUCCAGACUGGACCUGAAAUGGUGGGUUUUAUUUAUUGUAUGAGCCUAACUAGGCAUUUCAUGCAGGUACUUUUAAUAAGGAAAUUGACUGUAGUUUGAGUUCAUCACCAUCAUCGUCAUUUUUUAUUUGUAUGCCACCUUUCCACAGUUACAAAAACAAUGCUCAAGGCGGCUUACAGCAUGACAAGAUUUACAUAAUUACAAAAGUCAUGAACAAUAAAUAAACCACAUCAAAAAAAUACACAGCCAAAUGGGAAACAAUUUCCACAUAAAUCAAAAUCUAAAACUAAGAAUAUGGCAUUAAUAUCACAGUUUAAAAUGACAUAGGUAAAAAAAUAACAGCAAUUUAAACAAAAACAAAACAAGACGGAGCCCUCUGCCCAGCAGCCGCAGUGGCAGCAGUCCUUUAUAGAGCCCAUCAGGCCCCGCCCUGGGCCAGGUGGUGAGUGGCAGGACUGGGGCCCUCAGGCGCUGAGCAGGGGAGUUAAUAAGUUUAUUGUUGUAGCCAAAGGCCAGGACAAACCUUUAUUAGGCAAUAGUAUUAAUAAAAUAAUACAGAACACACAUCCAUAAUAUAAAAAUCAAGGUUGACUUUGCCAAGGUCCUGAGUAUUAAAAUACAGUUUCCCUUCUGCAUCUCUGAUAGUUCCAAUUCAAUAUUUGUUAGCCUUUUAAAAAUCAAAUCUGCCAGCAUCCAUGAUGUAUGAAAGAAAAGUUACUAGAGACACCAGCAGACUCAAAUCUGGCUUGAUUUCGGAUUAAAACUCCGAAUCAUCUCAACAAUUUAUUACAAUUUUAUUUAACUCCCCUUAUUGUUAUUUUUUGCAGCCAGUGCAUAGAGGGCUACUAUUAUUAUUGUCACUCAAAAGAACCUGAACCAUUUUUGCCAGGGUGUGCCUACUUCUUUGUGUGAACAAAGAUUUCAGAAAGUGAUCUCUGGGUCUCUAACAGAAAAUGAGUGAUGUCUUCCAUCUGAGGUUGAUGACAAAUACAAAGUCUGUCUGCAUAUGGGACUUUGUUGUAGAGCCAUCCAAGACUGCAGUGGGCAUCACUUGGAAGCACAGCUCAAUAACUGCAUUUCUAAAGGAAAUUUGUGAGAGGUUGGUCAGAUAACUAGCUCUGCAAUGCUCUCUUCUUAAGAGUGAGUACCAAGGAGGAAAAUUGGCGUCCCUUUUCUGAAUUCUAUCCAGAAGAGCCAAUCCCUUACUUGACACUUAUUCAAGAUCAAAGCAGAGCUCAGUUCUGGAAAUUAAUAAUAGUCUUACAGUUCUUAACAAACUGCUUUCCAGAGCUGCUUAUCUUUCAAUUCCAUAUAACACAGCACUCAAUGGUAUAGUGGCAAUAGUAGCAUAGUAGCAAUUUUUGAAAUAUUUUAACUGAGCGCAGUUUACUCUUGCCUUAAUUAUUGGCCACCCAGAUUCUGUACAAAGAAGAGCUGUUGAUAUUCCUGAUGGUAGAGAGCAUAGCUAAUAAUAAUAAUAAUAAUAAUAAUCUACACAGUUUCCAAAACAUCAGUAGAGUUCACAUCAGAGCACCUGAUUUCAACACCAUAGAGCAUUUCAGUAAGCACCAAAUAUCUUUGCAGUACCCCUUCUAUUACAAUAAGAUGUGUUGAUUGUGUGUAGUUAUUAAUUGUAGAAGUUAUCAAAUAGGCCUGAGUUCUGUGACAAUUUGCUGGUAGACAUCAACAAGAUUUGGAUAAUUGGAGUGUCAUGUGCCUUCAGACCAUUCUCUUGGCAUUCUUCUAUUUCUCUAUGUUCUCUGGAUACAAAUUUAGUUACAUACAAUGGUCAACACUAGGGUUGCCAUUUCAAAAAGUAAAUUUCGAAGGAGACCAUUGAAAUGGUAGGGCUUUUUCUUUAACUUUACAAAAUUCCCUUUGAGAUGUCUUAUUUAGACAUUUGUUGUUGUUCAUACAUCUAUGUCAUGUUUUAGUGUUAAAAAUACGGCUAAUGUAACGUGAUUUCUCAAGAUGUGCUAGAGUCACACUACUUGAUGAUCUUUUCAGAAAGUUCAUGCAUUUUUUGAGGGUGUUUCCAAAAAUCAAAAUGCUGGAAGAUGCAUAUAACACAUAGAAUUCUGUACUCUCCCAAAACCCUGUAUUAAUUUACACAUAUUAUAACUGCCAAUGAUGGAAUAUGGAUCCCUGAUCCCUUUAGCUACAGUGGUGUUCUAAUGCUCUAUGGUUAUUGUGUGAAACAAAUCUUCUUCCAACACUUUUGCAAAUGUUAAAAGAUCCACCUUGUUACAUAGCAGACUUUCCCAAACCAUAAUGAUAAAUAUUUGUUUUUCUUAAAAGAUCUUUUAAAAUGUUUUGUGCAUUUUCGUUUUUUUAUAUAUUGCAUUGUGUACUAGCAGUCUGGACACGGCAGUGUCAAUACAAAGAACCUUUUUCAUUCCUCUCUUCUCUUUUUUCCUUUCCUUUUUUUAAGUUAAUGGCAAAUGACUUAUAGCCUUCUAGUGGAAAAGAAACAAAUCAUUUUUUGUCUCUUAGUUUCACUCUCACAACAGGGGCUCUUAUGAAUCUCCAGGGCUACUAGCGGCUGAUUGAGCUUUCAUUUCUUUUCUUGGGAAGUGCAUGAAAGGUUUUAAGUCUUGACACAAACAGGAAAACAGAGUCCAAGCAUUUGUCCUAAAGGCAUGAAACCCUAAAUAGUCACUGUGCAGUGAUAGUCUAUUUCCCUCAAGGACCAGCGAUUCUCUUGUUGCUUAUUCUUUCAAGACUAGAAGCACAAAGCUUUAUUUUAUCUCAUUUUCAACACGCUUUGAAAAUUCAGAAUGCAAAUGCUUGUUUAAGGAAGGCUCUAUUGUCACUUGGUUAUGGCAAAACUUGUUCUCUCUCACUCCCAUCUUUAGUAUAUCUUCACUGAAACUUGGAUCAGCUAAAGGUAAGAUUUGCAUAUUUGUGAAGAGUCAUUCUUUUCUUGUUUUAUUUAUGGGUUGAAAAUCCUUGUUAUAUAUUGAGAAGAUAUCUGCAUGUAUGUAAUCAUCUUGAUGGGCAAAAUGGUAAAAAAAAUUUAGUACCACAAUACAAUGUUUACUGAAACUAAGUUAGUUGCAUUUAAUUCCCAUUGAAAUCGAAGGAACUUAAGCUAUGGCUAAAAUUUCACACUGAUUUCAGUGUGACUUAAGUACAGUCUAAUUAGUUUGGCUCAAACACACUUGUUAUUCAAAACCCCUGACAGAAAUUAUGGUUAAUUCAAUAAAUUUAAUAUAUAUCACAGUUAUUGUAAUUAAAGAAAGUUUUGAAGCUUAAACCUUAAAGUUAUACAUGAACGUUCUAAGAAACUAAGAAACCCUCCCCAGGAUGUAAAAUCCAAGAGAUUAAAACUGCCUUGACUGUUCCUGCUCUUCUUAUGUUAGAUACAGAACAAUAUUAUGUCAAAUAUAGUAUAUUAAAAGCACGCAACACAUAAGAUUUUAGCAGAUGUAGCCUGUACUUGCACAGGAAGAUGCUAAAAAAUUCUGUUUAAAUCUAGAAUGAAUGGAUUGACCAUAAAUGACAGCCUUGCCUAACAUGCAUUUCAGUAGGAAGUGGGCUUUAAAAGCUACAUUACAGUAAAAGCCAGGAUAAACAAUUUGGUAGGCUCAUGGGAAGAUAGCAUUACAACCACUUAUUGUGCUUAUGUUCCUAGAGUGCUUGCAGAGAGAGACAGAGAGAAGCGAGAAAACCUUCGAAAUAUGGGAAAUCAUCCAUAAAAUAUUUGCUCAUAGAAGGGAUUUAUCAGUGCAUAAGGGGAAACCUUGCAAAGUUAAAAGGAUCCUAAUUUUUAACAGCCUUUUUAGAGUAGAACAUCUACAUGCAGCUGAUCAAAUAACGCAUCACAGGUGCUUGGUGCACCCAUACUGUAUCAUCCUAAGAGGCAACCAAUUCUGAACAGGAGGCAUAUUUUGAAUUGAUCAGUGGAGCAUCAGCUAUGUUGGAUUUUCCCUUUGCCACAAACAAAGGGCUCUUGUUAACCCUUUCUUUGCAAGUAUAGAGAGCAGCAGAGGUUCUGGAAGAGCUACCCCUUUGGGCAGCCUGGCAGUCUGUGCUUGCUUGCUUGCAUCUUGGAAAAUGAAGUAGUAGCUGAAGUGCACAAGGGAAGAAUUCUGAGAGUUGCUGAUUAUAUGAGAGGAGAAGGCUAAAGAAUGCUUACAAACAGGGCUAAUGUGGUUAAAGUGAGACUGAAAGUAUACAGAACCUAUACAAAAAAGGAAGGAGGACUCACUAGUAGAAUCUGGUAAUUACCAAACGCUUCAAAUUCUGAUUCUCUUUGUCAUCACUUAAACCAGGGGUGAGCUAUAUCAGGCCCUGGGAACAAUGCAGCUCUCUGAAUCUCAGUGUUGGGGUCUCACAAUAAGCCACACAAUAUCCCCAGGCCACAACCUCUUUCCCCAGGCUAUAUCCCCUGGAAUGUGCCCUCGGACUGUGACAACUCUUCUUGCUUGGUGGGUGAAAAGGUUUGUAUUGAAACCUUACUUUACAUGGCUGGAAUGUAGCUUACAGUACAAAGGCAAGAAUGACAUUCAUUGGCCUGCCUUCCUUUUCCUUUAGUGCUACCCAUUUUUGUCUCUGUCUCUACCCCGCUAUCCUCCAGUGCAUGUGACAUGCACACAUCAAAGGUUGCCCAGGAGCAACACCUGAACAGCUAUAUAUACAGCCAAUUAAAUGCCACAGAGGGUUGUCGUAUACAUCUAUUAUUAUUAUUAUUAUUAUCAUUAUUAUUAAUGUAACAUUUUAAACAUACACAUUUUAAAUCAUUUUUAAACAAUCCCUUUUAAAGUUUGAAUCAUCGGUAACCAAGUCUUUCCAUAGUAGGCAAGGAGUACACUGACGAUUUGUUGUGUACGUUUUUAUAAAUUCCGUUGGGAAGCACUUGGUUUGCAAAGCAAUCUAUAUGUCUCAAAAAUAAAUCGAAUAAAUAAAUUGAAGCUCAAGUUGUAGUUCUAACAAAAAAACCAGGAAGGUACAUAAUAACAACCAAAUGGUUCUAGCUCUCUCCAGACAAUUUUACAAGUUAAUAUGGCAAGCCAACCAGUGAACAAUAACAAUUUACUAUGCUGUUUUAUAAGCAAUGUCUUGUAUUUAUUGCAGUUAAUAUCUGGAUGUUCAGCGUAAGUAAAUGUGAAACUAGCAUUCCACUGGGCAUCACAUUUGGAAUGAUUUUUAGGAUGUUGUAUUGAAUCACUUUUAUCAGCCGUGACUUAUUUGACAAUGAUUCUUCCUGGAAGAAUUUGCUCCAUGUGCUGCAUAUUUUGAUAUACUCCUGACUAGGCCACUGUAACACAAUCCAUGUGCAAAUUUUAAAAAGAAAGAAAACAUUGUUUGGAAGUUGCAACAGGGGCUGAAUGGGGCAGCCAUGUUAAUGUAUUGCAGUGUUAGUCACAUAGAGCAUAAAACAUGGAUCCUCUGUGAGCUCCAGUGACUACUAGCUUGCACCAGUUCAAAGUGCUAGUGCUUCCCUUUAUGAACCAGGUCCACUUGAGGGAAUGAUUUCCUGUAAGUUUUUUGACUGGUUGAUUUUCUGUCACAUUAGUGUGAUGAGGGUUUUUUUGUGGGUGUUGAACAAAUUAUGGAAGCAACUGCACAUUAAGGUUUGUUAUAUUGCUCGGCUUUAAAGACAAGCUUUUCAUGGUUGAUGUCUAAUUGCUCUACUCUAUAUAUUUUCUGAUGCUUUUAAGCUUUCUUCUUGUUCUCUGCCUUGAGAACUGUUAUACCAAAAUGUGGGCUAUACAUUUUCUAAGUAAAUAAUUGGAUUAUACCUCCCUUGCCUUUAGAUCUGAAGGUGGUUACUUAUACCCAGUGCUUUUUUUCUGGGGGCAGGCAGGGGUAUGCAUACCCCUAAACAUUUUGUGAAUCUAAGUUUGGCCUCAUUGAGGGGCACUAUUUCAAUAUGAGUAGGAAAAUGAGAGCACCCCUAAACAUUUUUUAGAAAAAAAGCACUGCUUAUAACUGAUAUGCAAGGUUUGCCAGACACACAUUUUGAAUAAUGCAUUGUCAAUUGCUCAUACAAUGUUGUUUACUCUUUCAUGGAACUGAAACAAGGAGAAAAAUACCUUGAGUAGCAAUAAGGCUUUACUCUACUGCCCAUGGUUUCCUAAAACAUAUUGUCAGCAUUAGAUUGGAGAUAAGCGUGUUUCACUCAUGUCUCCUGCACCUGUUCAAGGGAUUAAUCACAAAGUUAGUACAUUGCCUUGUGCAACACAAGAAGCCAUGUGGCUAUUCAAAACAUUCAUGUUGUGUUUGAUUCAGAAGUAGUCAUUUAAGAACGAAGAAGAAGAAGAGGAGGAAAUAAACCAGUAUAAAUGACAUCUGGCUUUUUCUUCCCUUCCUUCUUUGCUUGUUGAAUUAUUUAAACUUCUCCCAAUUUCCAGGUUUCUUAAGUUUGCAGUAGCAACUGUAUCUUGUACUUGUUAUAAAUAAUUUGUAUAGCAGCAUGUGAGUUGCUGGCAAAGCCCUGCUCAAAGCCACCCUGCCGAUUCAGCUGCUGUUUUUUUACUCUUGUUUGAUUUCAGUGAUGCUACAGGCUGUACAGUGCAGACUGCAGCCUUGGCAAAAAUGGGAAAUAGUACAAAGUGUUUGCUAGAGAUAUUAGUACCUCCUCAGACACCACUAGAAGUCCUUGAAUACAAAGAAUUAGAUGUAUCCCAAUUUUUCGGCAAGUGUGAUAUGAUCCAUCUUCUCAUGUGGCAACUUCAAUGUAUGCAUCCAAACCCUUAUCCUAUUCCAGUUCUUAAUCACAGAGCUGCAUGGUCUAGUUGUAUUUCAAUACUGUUCAGGGUUUAUUUUUAUUUUUAAAAAAAUAAUAUUUAUUAAUAGUUUCAGAAUUAUAGGAAAAAAAUAAAAAAAUAAAAAACAACACUACACUACAAUACAUAAAAAAGAAGAAAAAAUGCAAAAACCAAUACAACAAUACAGCAAGAAGAUAAAAAAAAGAAAAAAAGGAAGAAAAAAAGACACAAAUCCCAAAUUACAAAUCUUUAACUUCCAUUUGCUUGUUUCAUUGACCUCCUCACACCUCCCUUUUUGUAUUCUAGUUUAAUUAGUUAUUUCAGCAAAUUCUUUCCAUCUUUCUCAAUUUUUGUUAAAUAAUUUAUCUUAACAAUUUAACCUAAUAAUUAGCUCAACAAAUCCUUUCCAUCUUUCCCCAUAUUCUGUUAUUCAAAUUACCUUAAUUUAUUUAACCUUAUCUUACCAUAAAAUACCUUAAAGCUUGAAUCUUAAUACUCAAAUAUACAUAACUCCUAAUAUCAUUUCUGCUAGAGUCAUAUAGUUUCAUUCCAACAUUUUCCCUAAUAUUCAUUGAUUUUAGGCUAAUUCCCUAAAUAAAAAAUUUUCUUUAUAAAUUUUCUUCCAAUCUUCAUCCAACGUCUCUUCUUCCUGGCCUCGGGUCGUGUCAGUCCUUACUGUCCAUUCCAUCUGGUCCAUCAACCUGGAAGUCUUAUGUCCGAGGCCCUUAAGUCUCUUCCAUGUCCCUUCUGCAGAUCUUCUUCUUCUUGUUUAUACUUGCCCUUUUCCUUGUCUUUUGUUGGUCUCUUUCUUAAUUUCUUUCCUUUCUCAUUGAGGAGUAGGUCUCUGGGGGAUUCCAACCCAAAAUUGUCUCCAUCUCCCUUCAUCAAACCCGCCCAUUCCCCACAGUCAUCAAUGUAUUCCAAAAAGUAUUUAUAAGCAUAUUUCAAGGUCUCUCGAAAGUUAGGAACCUCCUCAGCUCCAGACUGCCCCUGGCCCCCUCCAACUUCAAUCUUCAAUGACAGUGGCUUAUACUCCUGUAGGGCCUCGGGUCUCUCCAUUUGUAUUAUUUGAGGUGCAACCACAUCCUCCUCCAUUAUCUUCUGCACUUGCCCAGUCAGUACAGGUUCAUGAGUUGGUCCCUGAAUGGUUUCUGUAUCAAUGUUCCCUGUUUGUCCACAGUUAUUAACCACAACAGUCAUCAAGUCCAUUUUCUCAUUCAUCAAAUCCAUCUUCUCGUGCAUCUGUUCCAGCAAGGCACUUGUCUUGCAUAAAGCAAGCACCCAAUCUUCCUCCCAGCUCAUCUUUAGUCAAGGUCAGAAAAGACUGGUCCCACGAUCUUAAUCUCACAGCUGUUGAGUCCUCAAGUAUACUGCAGCAACAAUUUAACAAGCUCCCUCUAGAGGAGACAAUUUCUAUUUGUAUCCAUUUUUUUUUUUAAGGCAAGUCCAACAAAGGAAAAUUACUUUCAUUUUUCAGAUAUUUUUCAGAUAUUUUGUUUCUUUAGAAUGCAAAAGGCAACAUUGGAAUCAGUUUAUUUCUCUUCUUUAGCUAUCUGUCAAAGUAUUCCAUUCACAGUCAAUGAACCUCUCCAACUAUUUCUGUCUCUGACACCCCGUUCCCAGGUUAGAGACGGUGGAAACUUAUCCUUCUUCACUCCCUCUCCUGCAGGGGUUAAACAAAGUCCCCCCCCCCUUUUCUCCUGCUUCCAAGGGGGUUUCAGUGAUUCUAAAUGAAGGAAAUUUAGACCUUUUUAACAGCUUUCCAGGCUUUAGCUUACAAAGUUUUUGCUUUAGUCUAUAUACAAAAAGCGGAAGGCGGACUUCCUGUUUUGAACCUUCCCGCUUCGAUGCCAAAUUAAGAUAUUUCUUGAUCCAAUUUUCCGUUUCUACUCACGGGUACUUGUUUUAAAUCCAAUUGUCCACAGGAAAAAGUCAGCGCUCUCCGGCAAUGGCUGUGCGGCUUCACUCCGUGAAAAUAGCAAUCAGUUCGCACCGCGCCGCUCACCCCACUUCGCUCCGGCGCCCCAAAAUGGGGUUCCCAGUGAGUGGGGGGGCACUCCUGGUGCCCUGCCGAACCCCACGUUCCCAGGCUUCCUCCACCUGGGAUUUCUAGCGGGUCCCCACCUUCGCCGCGGUGGGAAAACCCAGUUUCCACGGAGCCCGUUCCUCCGGUCGGAGGAACUCCGCCAUUCACCGAUGGCGCUGACCCGGAAGUCCAAUACUGUUCAGGGUUUAAGUCCACCAAUUUAUCCAUCUGUAAGCUUUUAGUACUAAUUUUAAUUUAGUCUUGGUUCAGAUAGUAGUGUUUACUCUUCUUCCCUGCUCUCUCUUUGGGUAUAUAUUAUACACUUGUGUAUUUUAGUAUACUCUGAGACGUAGAAUAUUCCAGUAUAUCAUAGCAACAUAAAGUAAUAUAAGUACUAGGGGUGCAAGUCGGAUUAAUCUAAAAGCCUUUAAUUGACAAAAAGUUGGGCCCUGAUUACCGUAUUUUCCGCCCUAUAGGGCGCACCGGCCCAUAGGACGCACCUCGUUUUUGGGGGGGGAAAUGAAUAAAAAAAAAUUAUUCCCCCCCCAGCCGCGGCUGCAGCCCCAAGCCUUGCGCACACCUGCCCGAAGCACGGGGCGCCCUCCGGAGGGCUCCCCGUGCUUCGGGCUGCAGGCUGCCGCCCCAAGCCUCGCACGCCCAGCGGGACCUCCCGCCGGGCGCGCAAGGCUUGCGGACACUUCAGGAAGCUGCCCGCAAGCCUUGUGAGCCCGCGGGAACUCCCGCCGGGCUUGCAAGGCUUGCGGAUAGCUUCCUGAAGCCUGGAGAGCUAGAGGCAUCGGUGCGCACUGACCCCUCUCACUCUCCAGGCUUCAGCGAAAGCCUGCAUUCGCCCCAUAGGACGCACACACAUUUCCCCUUCAUUUUUGGAGGGGGAAAAGUGCGUCCUAUGGGGCGAAAAAUACGGUAGUAUUAUGUGCAACCUGUAACAGUGCCGGUUCUGCAUGUCAAAACAGUCAAUGGGGAUAUAAGGAACGUGAGGAAUAAGGGGAAGUAUGCACCCCCCCAAACAGUUGGCCAUAUGCAAAUUAAUACAGAUUUGAUUGACCAAGCAAUUAAAACACAAACGGUGGGUGACCUAUGAGUAUCCCUUAUAACACGCCACCAGGUCAGUUGUCUACCUAUCACUAUGUAGGAAUCUGGGGCUGCUGAAAAUACCAUGAAAAGUGCCAAGAAGGCAGAUGAUGAUGUACAAUAUCUGCAUUUUCUCCUACACUACUCCCUACCUGCUGUAAGGCAAAACUUUCUGAAUCACACAACAACAACAAAGAUUGGAUGAAGAGACCACAGAGAAACAGAGCAAGAGAAGUUGAGGCUGCACUCAGCUUCCCUGCUCUGGGAGAGAUGUAAAAUAUAUGUUUUGGUUGCUAGCUGGCAACUACCAGUUGCAUUCACACACCAAAUUGUCCAUUCCUUGGUAUGUUUGGGUAGUGCAUCAUCUGUGACCACUGUGAUCACUGAAUUGUGGGGUAGUGGUUGUUUCAUAUUCUGUGUCCAAGACUUCUUUGGAUUUCAUACAAGAGUGAUUAGUGAAACAUUAACAUGUCAGAAGCAGCAACAGUUUUCAAGCAAUGCUGAAGCAGAAAUGAGAUUUUCAAGCCUGAAACUAAUGUAACAUCAUAUUCUAAGUUUCUCAAUCUCUUAAAAAUGCAACCUGUGAAUGAUUUCUAAGUUGAUGAAAGGAAGAACUGAGGCAGGUGAGCUCUGAUGUAGAACAACAUUGGGCUUUUUUGUUGUACAGUGUUUAUCUUCUAAUAUAACGGCUUUGAAACAAUGCACUCCUAAUUUUCCAUUUCCUCAUUUUUGUGUACAUGAGCACAUGUGCCCACUGCUCCGGCUUGCGUCCCAGAGAGGCAGGGUGAACAUAAUGGGUGUAAAGCAAGAUUCAUCACUUGUGGAUGAAACGGCGCUCCUCGCUUAUCCUGGCUGCUCAUCAAGAUAGCUUUUCUCAGAGACAUUAGGCUUUACUUUCUGCAGCAAUAAAGCUGCCAAUAAAGCAAAAUUAAGGCAACAGCUAUAACAAACUCCAAGGAAAUUACCAGGUAGCCAUACAAGUACAGAGUUUUACUAGAUGUCCAUAUUUACUGUAAAUUAUUCAGUUUAAUUUGUAGAAAGAGCCAUCAUUCAGUGAUAGAGAAUGUGCUAUGCAGAUCAACUCCCUGGUGUCUUCAGGAUCUUUGGUAGAAUUUUCUGCUUGAAAUGUGAGUUGUUACAAGCUGCAUGAUACAGUUCUGAGCAUUUAUAAUGCAGAUGGACUAUAACACAAUAGUUGUGCAUAUGCUUUGUAUGCAGAAGUUCCCCGUUUCAAUUCCUGGCUUCUCUGGGUAGAAGGUGAGUUAGCAAAUGAUAGGAGAGGCCUCUGCUAGAGAGUCUCUGUGAAUCAGCAGUAGCCAAUGUUGGCUUAGAUGACAUGACUCAGUAUGUGGCAGAUCUAUUGGUUAAUAUGCUGACUGAAUAGAUAAUGCUGUAGGGCUUUUGUGAGUCAACUAAGCAGGCCUGGUUACAGAUUAAAGACCCUACUUCCUUUAUGCUAACUGCUUUGGGGCAAACAUUCAUGAUUACUGGAGCUUCCUAUCCAUGUAAUGAUAUACAAUUGAUUCUAAAGUUACAGUAAAUGUAAAAAAGUAUUGCAUGUCAUCUUUAAAUUACGCCCUUUCAGUAUUUACCCAGACUAAUUAUUCUGCUUCAUACUCAGUGCCUGAACAUAAUGAUCCACUGCUAUCCAAAUAAGAACCCUCUCUAUAGACGAGGAUUAAAGAUGUCUGUUAACUACAAUGUGGUUCUGUUGCUGCUCUUCUGUUCUAUGGAUUCUUCACUAUGCAUCACUUAAUUGAAUGGAAAGCACAGUCAUUCUGCUAUCAUUACUCAGCCUCUGAUUAGGUGUCACUAAACUAGCUCUUUGUGUAGUAUGAUUUAUUUAGCCUUGGAGUACAUGAAUGUAACUGCUAAUUAGAUUGAUAAAGCCUAUACAACAAUCAAUGUGUCUGAUCGACUUUUAAAUGUUGCACCAGUAUUAUGCAGAGACAUGGUAAAAAUCUAUGUGUAUCAGCAAGGAAAAUAACUAAUCCCUGUUUUAUUCCAUUACUAAUGGAAACAUAAUGGUCCAUGAAGCUCAUGAUCUUUCUUUGCCAACAAAAGAUUUCCCAGGGAGCUUUUCUUUUGCAAUUUUUUUCUGGGAUGAAGUUAAUCUAAGACCAGGAUGCAUUGGAACCAUUUUAUGCAAUAAACACUUGGCAAAUGGCAACUCCAUGGUGGUGUUUGUUUUACACUGGGGAGAGUUCUCAACCCCACCAAUCAUCCAACCCAGACAGCAUCAUUCUAUAUAUUUCCCACAUAUUUUAUUGAACGCAUCUGGCUUAAAAUUGAACCCCACGGAUCUCAUGUUGAGCUGUUCAAACUGAUUUUGGCUAUGUGAUCAACUUCACAGCAGUUGGAAGGUAGGUCAGGUCAAUGGCAUAAGCCAAACAUUUUGAAUUAAUAGACUAAUGAUAAAUUCCAGGUUAGCUGAAUUGCAACAGUUUCACUUUCUUAUACAGCAAGCCCAAAACUUAUACAGAGGUUAUGUUCUGGGGGUGGUGUGGUGCCUAAAGCCAAAAUCGCGUACUGUAUGGGGUUCAAUGGCUGGUGAGAUUGUCAAAGUCAUUUUUCUUUUCUGUCCCCUUUAAAAAAAAUUCUCUUCGUUUCUUUGCACAUAAAACUGAACACACACACACAUUAAAUCUGAAGCUCAGUGACACAGGUUGCUUACUAUCACAGUUCCAUUUUGCUGUCACAAUGCUGUCACAUGUUAAUGUGUUUCACAUGUUUAACUUUCUUCAUGCAAAAAUAAAAAUCAGAGUAAAAGUGAAGCUGCCCUAGGCUGUUUUCUGAAAAAAAUAUUAACUAGAAAUAAUCUUUAUUUCAGUCAAUAGGACACCUCCUUAUAAAAUGGUUUUAGAGUCAUGCCACUAUUAGUAAUGAGUAUGUGUCUGGCUUUCACCUAUUAUUUUGAGCAAAUUGCAAAUACUUCUGCAAUUUAGAGAUUACUGAUGUGUUUUAUAUUUUAAAUUUGUGUUGAGUAGCUGCGAUUUUGCCUGUGAGUAUGUUACAUAGAUUUGUUUAAUGUUGUUGGUUAUUUUAGAUUUUGCAAGCAUUACACAAUCUGUUCUGUGUUUGUUAUAUGGUUGGUAGAACACCCUGUUGCUGGGACUAUAAACUCUUUCUGCCUAAUAUGGGAGUGUGCAUCACCAAUUGGGGCUAACUGAAGUGAUGAAGGUGUGAGGUGUGGGGAUGGCAAGGUUCAUGGUCAGUAUUCUCCCUCUAGGAGGCUGGAAACAUUUUAAUUCCUUCACAGUGACUGACAGAGAAUGUAAUCCAAGCAGGCCAUAUUAUGCUUAUAGCUGUCAACUUUUCUGUUUUCUUGCGAGGAAUCCUAUUCAGAAUAAGGGAAUUUCCCUUUAAAAAAGGGAAACGUUGACAGCCAAGAUUAUGCUCCUUAUUCUCUUUAGCCAUCAGCUAAAGUCAGGCUGGCCACAUGACCCAGAAAAACCGUCUGCGGACAAACGUCGACUCCCUCGGCCAGUAAAGCGAGAUGAGCGCCGCAACCCCAGAGUCGUUCGCGACUGGACUUAACUGUCAGGGGUCCUUUACCUUUACCUUUUUAAAGGUUGAAAAAAACCUCUUCCAACCUAUGGGCGGAAAUUAAGCAGAUAUUGAUUUCAUGCUAUGUGUAGCCAAACAACAAACAAGCAGGAAGACAGCUUUCUGCUUAAAGCUGAAGCUUCCUAGUUGAUGGUUUGACAAACUAUAAGCAGCUAUGAGAGGCUUCAGAUUCAGCCAGCAUAAGCGCUCAGCUGGUUUGAGGAAGUUACAUGCUUCCUGCUGAACUGGGGUUGAGAAUGUAAGAAUGGCAUAGCCAUGGCUAAGCCGGGGGAGCCCCAGAUCCACCUACUCCACCCACUUAUUCCAGCAGAUUUUAGAUUUGAAUUGUGCUGUUAAGUCUUUGCAAAUACACUCACAACUUGACUAGUAAGAUUCUUUUUUUAAUUCUUUAAUCUGUGUCUUUCUACAGGAAAUCUCUUCCUCGAUGCCAAAGAAUUAACAGAAUGCUGUCCAAUGAAUCCUUGCGGCCUCCAGUGUACAGCCGCUCCAAUUCUCAAGCCUCUGUUGACAGCACUUCGAUGGAAGAUUUCUGGUGUGAGGUAGAAAAUAUCAAAGAGAACACAGAAGAUAGGCAAGAUGAGCAAACCCUAUUAGAUGUCAAGGCUCCGGAUGGUGUGUAUAGACACUUCAAAUACAUCCUUACAUGCGCUUGCCUUACAUUGUGCUGGCAAAAUGGGACUUCACCCCCUCUCCACCUGCGCCAUCCCCAGAUCUGCAUCAGAGAGGCAGGAGAGUGCCCAAAAUGGCAUGCAGGAGGAGGCGAGGGGUGAUGCACAAGAACUGCUUGUGCUGAUGGAAUGAUGUCCUUAGCACAUUAAAUACAACCCAUUACAUCUGCUUUAAAAUUGCAAAUUCUUUGAAAAACUCCCUGUUUUACAUAAAUAACUGGGUACAAUAUAUAAGUAGUAAAUUUCACAGCUUUCUGGACUGCACGUUAUAUGUGUAUAAAAUAUAGGUGUAGUAAUUUAAGAAAAAUGCAGGUGUUCAAUGAGUGGUGCAUGUAUUGGGCACAAUCCACCUGUGACAGUAUAGGCCACAGUCUGUGCCAUAAGAGAGGAGGGAGGGAGGCAAACACCAGGUAGCUCAGUCCCAUCCUUCACCAUUGCAACCACAUGGAUAUAUUUCCCCCCCCAAAAAAAAAAAAAAUCUUGAUCUGCUAAACAUUCCUUUGACAUCUGGAACAUUUCUAACUAAUCUCACAUUCUCUCUCUAUUGUGGGUAGACUGGUUAGGUAAUAAAUUAAUUAAACGUGGUGUGAAUAAGACCUCAUACAAACUCAGAUUUUUGUAGUUAACAGUUUUUUGAAAAUAUGUUCUUUUUUAAAAAGAAAACUUAAAAGUUUUAAAUAUCUUCUCUAUAGUCAUACAAGUUGUGGAAUUUUAUAAAGCUGCCCUAUAAUUCAUCAAAGGCUGCACCUUAAUCGGCUCACUCGUGUUUUUAAACAGUAACAUCUUUAAAAUCUUGGCAACUGUCCAGCCAGCAUUAAGGUCAUCUUUUCAGUCCCUCUGAUUUCAAGUGGAGUAAAUUCCCUGGAGCUAAGCAACUUUUUAACUCUCCCACUGAAAUCAGCGAAGCAGGCAGAAUGACCCAAAAUGUGUUCAUUUCUGAGUACUCCCACAUAGGUCAGUAGGACUUACUUCCUAGCAAGUCUGCUUAGCGUUGCAGGUUUUAAAGUGCUUAACGUUGCCUAGAUUAUGCCCAGGCUCUCUAAAUGUAUCCCAAACAGAGAUCCUUUAUAUAUUGUAUUUUUUAAAAAAGUAUGUGAAAGUGCCAUUGAGGCGACCUGGAGGUUAAAUAUCAGCUUGGAGACAGGAGAAUGAGUUAUUAGUCCUGUUUGUGGUCUUCCAAACAGUUUCAGAAGACGCAUACAGUUUCAUUGGCCUCAGGGGCCGAAUCAAUGAGUUGGUCAUGCUGCUAUACUGAGAUUGUGUUGAUAAAGAUUACGAGGAAGCAAUCUCUCAGGCUGGGAGAGGGAAAACUUCACUUUCUUGGAGCAGAUGGCAAUUUAAUUUUCUAUGUCUGUGUCUGCAAGACUAGUCCAACAUUUUCUGAGAGGCUUAAGAAUUGGCUGGAAUAUGAUUUUCUAAUUUCCUUUUUUAAUGUCUGUCACUUCUCUACUUUCCCCCCAAUAAAACUGUGGGUUCUGCUCAGCUAAAUCAUUGUUUAUGUGGAAAGAGUUUCAUGUGCACAAUGGAAUGUCCACCACCCUCUUUCCCCAUACAUCCUCCACUCCCCACUCCCCCAGUGAUCUUAACACUCUCUGCUUGCCUACGCUUUCAAGGCUUCCAUUGCCUGUUGGGGCCCAGCUCCCCAUUUGAGGAUCAACUGCCGCAUGCAGAUUUUAGGCCAGAUGUUCCAAGGAGCAGAACUUAUUAAGGACUUUUGUGCUGCUGCUGCUGCUGCUACUGCUUCCCUUUCCCACUCCUUAUUGCCAUAUUAACACAUGCCUACUCUUCCACAGAAGGGCAGCUGGAAGCUGAAUGGUUGCAAGAUGUCGGUCUGUCUACAUUAAUAUCAGGCUCUGAAGAGGAAGAUGGAGAAGCACUGCUGUCCACGCUGACCCGCACUCAAGCAGCGGCAGUGCAAAGGAGAUAUAACACCUAUACUCAAACCAUGAGAAAGAAGAAUAAACACGCAGUCAGAGAUGUGCGUGAUAUUUUUGGUAUUCAUGACACUCCUGUAAGUAGUAUGUUUAUUACUUCGGAAAUUGUUGGAACUUUCCUUUAUUAAGGAUAAGGGUUUGGUUUAAAGGGCCUUUGGGCAUACUAGUGUGCACCUAAAUGUUGAGGAAAUGCACUGAAAACACACCUUGAAUUUUCCAACCUGCAAGUUAAGCAAAUGUGCAUUUUUCCAGGAAAAAGUGCUGCAUCAGUUUGCUUAGCUUUGUAUAACCUGUCUCUAUUUAAGAGCCUAUACAUUAGAAGACUAUAUAAAGAUGGUAAUUAGUAGCAGAAACAAAAAUAUUCUGAUAAUCCUGAAUGUGCAGCAGAGGCAAACUUCUUUCCACCUGCCCUUGUGAUAUGGAUUCAUCUGAGGAACUGAUGCAUUGCAUCUGUAAUUCUGCCAAUUUCUCCCCUCUUUUUUUUUAUAUGGUGCUUAGUGCAUACCAGACCCCAGACACUCAUGCAUCUCUCUCACAUGCACACCACAGACCACCUGUCCCUUUCAAAACAGACCACCUAUACCUCCCUCCCACCGCCUUCUCUCCCCUCUCUUUCACACUCACACACAUAUAUAUCUUCCUUCCUCUGCCCACGUGCAUCUCUGCCUCAUCCAGACCACACUUACACCCGGCCCCCGUUCUCUCUGCCCAAGUGCAUUCAUCUCAGUUACACAUACAGAGUGUACUUGAGCACUUCCUACACACUUUCAUAGGUGAAGGAAGUGCAUGUCAUAAAAAAUAAUAAUAAUCAGCUGCCACCACCACCCAGGUGCCCAUUAGGUGCUGAUAUCUAUAAUAACGCAUCCCUUAAAAAUUAAAUCAUAGAACAAAGAUAAAACUCGACACAAACUUCAUAUUGCAUCUUUGUAUUAAUAAUUCCUAUGCUUUCUUGUCCUCAGCCCACAUUCGAGGCCAUACCAGUGUCACCUGUUGCAACCAAUGGUAUCCAACUUCCUGCACAGAAACCAGGUUGGGAAAAGGUUAACUGUAAGUACACACUAAACAAACAUGGGGAUUCUUGGUCCAUGGUAGCAUUGCCUUAUUUUAUAGGCUAUUAUCUAUUCAUAAUUAUCUCUGAGCAAGCCCUACCGAACUCACUGGGACUUCUGGUUUGAAACCCACUGCCAGUGUACUAAAUGAGCAAAAUAUUUGUGCUUUUAUUAGGUACUGCCAUUGGAAAAGUGCUUACGGACUAAUCCCAGUUAAUAUAGGUUGUGUUCGUAAAUGACAAAGGGCACAAUCCGGCUAAAAUGAAGCACUUUUAAGUUCCAUUAUUUCAGUGUUGGGGAGAAAAGCACAUGCAGCUUUCUGAUAACAGCACAGCUUCCAUCUUUUCUCCACUCCUUUUCCUCAUCUCUUCCUCUCUAGGUCAGGGGUAGCCAGUGUGAUGCCCUUCAUAUGUUCUGCUCUAUAAUUCCCAUUGCAUAUGGCUGUGGCUGGUUGAAAUUGUAGUUCAGCAACAACUGGAGAAAACUACUUUGGCUACCGCUGCUCUAGCCAAGCCAUUUCAGGUCCCUGGAUGCUGCACUGCUAAUGCUGUUAACACCAAGUCAAGAAAUGGGGUUAUCUUGCUCCAUCGCUCAGUGGUAGCAAUAGCAGGAGCAGCAUUCUUCUGGGUACUCUGCCGGUAAUGCACAAAGAAUUAUCUAGGUUUCACCUAAUGGAGCUGGUGUGCUGAAUGCUCUAGCCCAUGCUUCGCAGGAGGGAUGCACAGAAUUGCAUUUCUUGGAAUUCCCUUACCCAAGUGUUGCUUUCAUCGCUAAUGCCAUAGCAAUAAGCCAUUAAGUGCCUCACCAUUUCUUCAUUGUCAGAUGCUGUGUCUGUAUCAGAAACUCAGUAAAGAAUGGAAAGGAGAUUUCAGUUACAAAUAUAUGCAAGGCUUAUGUGAAUCUGCAAAUGGCCUCCAUCUAUAGUUAGCCUUCACUGUAGGCAAACACUGAUGGUUUAAAACAAGAGUGAGGAAGCUGUGGCUGUCCCAGAUGUUGCUGGACUACAACACCCUCAUCUCUAACCAAUGGCUAUGCUGGCUGGGACUGAUGGGAGUUGGAGUCCAGCAACAAUGGAGAGCUAACUGUUUCCCACCCCAGUUUAAAGAUCUUCUGACUGGAAUGAUUGCUGCUUUCUCAGUGGCUAGCAGUUUCUUUCUCUGUUACUCCUCCACAGAGAACACAGUAUUCAUUAAAAAUAUCUCUUAAUUUUAGCUGGUAGCUGCCUAGAAUGUGAAUUUGAGAAAGACAGUCAGUUGGUGAAAGAAGAGCUGUCUUUUGACGUCUCCUUCUCUGAAUCAAUUGUGGUUAUUCCAAAGCACAGAGAAUGGCACAAAAACCAAAGAUUAAGAAAGGAUGAAUCUUCCUUGCCUGUAAGUUGAAGCUCUUCCUAUUUUGACAUUAUUUAAUCCUUCAGUUGGUUUCUGCUUUCUACUACAAUGGCUAUCUUAAAAAAAGAUUACAGUACCUUGUGUGUCUUUUUGUUGGGGUUGUGGGAGGGAGCAGACCUUGUUUUAAAUGUUAUGGUUGUGACAGUUUUAUCUGUGGUAUUUAUCUUGUUAAGUUGCUUUGAGACUUCUUAUUUUGUAUAAAGUGACUUACAACUAUAAACAACAACAACAACAACAACAACAACGAUGAUAAUAAUAAGAAUAAUAAUAAUGUUUGUUGGGUAGCUGCUGGAAUACUGGGGAUGGUUACUGGGUGAGUAACAAGUUGCAUAGAUGAAGCUACCAAAAUUGCCCACCUUGGGACUUGCCUUGUUUUGGACGACUCACAAUAUUUUCAUGUUGGAACAAAAGAAGCAUUGCCCCUGACAGAAGUAUGCCUCAGUAGCAAAUUACAAAAGACAAGAGAUAAUCUGUUCAUUUACUUCUUCCUUGAGUCCACUUCAUCACCUCCUUUUCUUUUUGUUAAAAAGAAAUGCCUAAUAAAGUCAAAGCAUUGUUCAUGGAUCAAUUUUAACAUCAGUAAAGCUGGAUCAAAAUCAAAGUAUGCCCUGAAGAAUGGGUGCUGCCUCAAGAAUUCAUCCAUUCAUUCCAUUUCUCUACCACUUUAUAUUAUUGCGGGGGGGGGGACUCAAUGCGGUUUACAACCUACAUUAAAACAUCAAAUAAAACAUUACAGAAGAAAAUCAAAUAUUUAAAAAAUGCAUUCAGAGCAACAUAAUUGACAGGAAACUAUUAUCUUAAAAUAUUUCAAAAUGAGACAUUACAAAGGAAGGUCAAGUAUAUAAUACACAUUUAAUGACAAAGUGGCAAAAUUGUGAGGGAAAUCCCAUAAUAUAAAAAACAUGAACAAAUAGCUUUUUCCCCCUUACUGUUAAACAAAAUUUUAAAAGGAUGAAUGCCAUAAUUCAUUGCCCUGCCAAGCUGUGUAGCUGGACCACUAUAGCUCUCUCCUAAUAUUUUCAAAAUAGAGUUUCAUUUAUGUAAAUAAUGCAUGAAUUCAGUUCUCAGUGGGUUUCUUUGCCCUUCAACAUUAAAGUAAUUUAUUGUAAUUGAAUAAUGCAGGCAAGAUGGCCUGUGUUCAGACAUUCUUGAUCUUAGUCCUGUACCAAAGCCAUUAGACUUCCACCCCUCAGCUUUCCCUGGGGAAACCUGUAUUUGUAUUCAUACCAAAUUACUUCAGAGGUUCUCAUAAGAUGGGGAAAGGCAGAAACUGCCCUUCCACACAUGUAGCCUAUUAUCUGUAGACUUUUGUAACUGGUUGGAUGUCCUCUUAUCAAUCUGUGGAAGUAAAAUAUCAGAUGAUUUCUAAAACCACAAACCAUACAUAUGAAUGUAGGGUCCAAAGAAGUAUGGAGCUUUCUGUAAGCUCUCUGCUUGAACACUUUGCAAUACUACAGGGUGUGCUUCUGCCCUUGCCUAUAAAGUUAAUGUAGAAUCCAUUCUGCCACCCUCUGCCAACCUGGUACCCUCCAGAAGUUUUUUUACUACAAUUCCUGGCAACCCAUUUGUGCCAAAACACCUGGAAGCCCCAAGCUGCCAAGCUGCCAUGGUAAAACUGUAACAGUAUUUCCCCCCGAUGCUGUAUGUGAAUGCAUGUUGUCUUUAUAAAGUGGGAGAUAUUUAGCCCAAUAUUUGGAAGGAAAGCCCACUAUGUUUAAUGGGGUUUACACCAAAACAUGUUUCAUAGGAUUACAGCUUUGAUGGCAUAAUUACAUUCUUAAGUCAUAACUUAAGAUUUCAGUAGUAGCACAAACAUAUUUUAAGAUGAGAUUUUGCUCUCUCACACAAAAAAAAGAUUAAUAUUUUUUCCAACUUUUAAUUAAAGCAAUUCUUUAACAUAUAUUAUAGAACUUUACGAUUAGGAAAAGCCGUUUUGGACUGACGGAAGUUGGAGAUUUGUCUCUUGAUGACAUGAAGAAAAUUCGCUAUCUCUCUCUGAUUGAGCUAACAGCCUUCUAUGAUGCUUUAGGAAUAGAGCUGAAGAGGAACCGAACAGAAAGAGUCAAAGGACGAGGUAACUGCAUGAAACCGUGGCUAAUAAAUAAAAAAUAAAAGCAAAGGCUUCUGAGAAUUUUAUUACUCAGUAAGGCUUUUUUUUAAAAAAAAUGUCUUUUUAUUUUACAUUUUACAUUUUUUUAUUAAAUUACACAAUACAAAUAUGCAGUAAGAAAAAUAAAGAGAUUGCAAGCUAUUAUCUCUAUAUACACUAAAAUACAAUAUCAUAGGCGAGUCUACAUUUUUAUUGCUUUUUUAAAUUGCAAAUUCAUUAAAGAAAAAGGAAGUAAAACCUGAAAGGAAAAAGGGAAAAAAAUAACCAUAAGGACACACACACACACACCCCAUCUCACAUUAACAAUGCAUUUAAAAACCAAUACAUCCAUCUUAGGUUACACAUUUUGAUCAAUAAAUAUGUAUCCAAGUGAAGUUGGGUUUAUAGAAAGUAUACUCAGAAGUGUGUUAAGGGCAUCAAACCAUUGCAUAAUAGAUGGCAAGUAUUCUUCCAAGUUUUAAGUACAAGUCUCUUAGCGACUAUUAGACCAUAGCAGCCAUAAGAUCUAUUCUGGUCCUGCUGUUAAUCCCGAUACAGUAAGAAUAUAAUUUAAAAGUACGUUACCAUCCACAAAUUUCAAGGAUUUUGCCAAUACAAAACUGAUAAUUAGAGGAAAGAUAUAUCUCAUGGAUGCAUUCUUUUCAUCUUGGUGUCUAUAUAUACAUUUAUAUUUACUAUCCCUUGUUUUGGCACUUUUAAGUGUAUAUUUUUAGAACCUACUUGAUUUUAAAUAUUGUGUUGUACAGGUGUUUUUUUAAGGAGGGAUAAUUAAUAGUAGUAGUAGCAACAAGGUAUUAUAUAAAUCUGUUACCUAAAUGUUUCUGAUGGUGACUAACAGUAUAUAAAUGCUAAUUGAUGUAUUUAUUGACUCAGGGUUUAUAAAACAAAAGACCAAACAGGAAAGGAGGAGGAGGAGGAGGAGUAUUAUAUGUAAAUGAUAUAUACACAUGUGAAGAGAUCCAUGACCUGGAGCAUGAGAUUUAUAGUAUAUAAAUCACAAUUAUAGGGGAGGGAAACAACAGUGGCCUUACUGUUAUAGACCGCCAAGACUAUAGACUGAAGACUUGGAUUAUGCCUUCCUACAGCAGAUUACCAAACAUUUAAAAAGGAGAAAUAUAGUAGUCAUGGGAGACUUCAACUACCCCAAUAUCUGUUGGAACUCAAAGUCUGCCAAGAAUAUAAGGCCCAACAAAUUCCCCAAUUGCCCUGCUGACAAUUUCAUUUCCCAAAAGAUGGAAGAAGCAACAAAGGAAUCAUCUAUCUUGGACCUGGUCCUUAGCAACAGGGAGGAACUGAUCGAGGAAGUGGAAGUAUUGGGAACCUUGGGUGGAAGUGAUAAUGUCCUCUUGCACAGGCAAGGGAAAGCUGACUGUAGUUGGACAUGCUCUCUGAACUUUAAGAAGGCUGAUUUCUGAAAUGCUGAAGGAACUACUGGGUGAGAUCCCAUGGUCAGAAAUACUCCAUGAAAAGGGAGUCCAAGGUGGAUGGGAGUUUCUUAAAUGUGAAAUAUUAGAGGUACAAUUGCAGACAAUUCCAACAAGAAAGAAAAGUGAGGGCAUGUAAAGCAGAUGCAGCUUACAGAUGGGGUGAGAAGGAUAUGUAUAAGAAACUGAAGAAAGGGGAAAUCCUGAAGAAAUAGUGUACACAAGUAGCCAACAGUUGCAGGGAGAAAGUCAGGCAGGCCCAAGCUCAGAAUCAGCUCAGGCUUGUAAGAGAGGUUAGAAAAAAUAACAAUAAAGGUUUCUUUGGCUAUGUUUGAAGCAAGAGGAAGAAUAAACUAGUAGCAGGUCCUCUGCAUGGAGAAGAAAGAGAAAUGCUAUUGGCUGACAGAAAGAAGUUGGAACUUCUCAACAUCUACUUUGCCUCUGUCUUCACCUAAAACAAAAGCAGUGAGCAACCUGGUGAUAACAGAAUAAAUGAUGCAAGGAGGGAACUACAGCUGAAAAUACAAAAAGAGGUGGAAAGGGAACACAUAGCUACAUUAAAUGAAUUCAAAUCUCCAGGACCUGGUGAGGUGCACCCAAAGGUGCUAAAGAAGCUUACAGGUGUAAUCUCAGAGCCUCUGUCUAUAAUCUUUGUGAAUUCUUGAAGAACAGGUCCCUGCAGUCUGGAGGUGGGCAAAUGUUGUCCCCAUCUUCAAAAAAGGGAAAUAACAGGAUCCAGGUAACUCCAGACUGGUGAGCUUGGCGUUGAUACCAGGAAAGAUAAUCACAAAGUCAGUCUGUGAGCAGUUAGCAAAAGACCCAGCAUGGGUUUCUUAAAAACAAAUCAUGCCAAACGAAUCUCAUUUCUUUCUUUUUUGAUAUAAAUUACAAGCUUGAUGGAUCUAGGGAAUGCUGGGGAUGUAGUGUAGCUUGAAUUCAGUAAGGCUUUUGACAAAGUUCCCCAUGAUAUUAGAGCAGAGAAGCUGGUAGAAUGUGGGCUGGAUGAAGUAACUCUUAGGUUUGUUGACUUAUAGAACUUAAAUUGAUAGCGCUUCACAGGACUUUACUGUAUAAUUUCCCCCUAUUUAUUGUUCAGAUUUUUUUCUUUUCUUUGGUUGUUCCUUUAACUGAUAUGUGAGUAAUUUACGCCAUUUGUCAGCAACAUGUUAUUAAUCAAGAGUCUCUCAUUUUAAAUUCUCUUUCUAAAGAAAAUGGCCUUUUUGGUGUUCCACUAGCAGUCCUGCUGGAAAAUGAUCAGAAGAAGAUUCCUGGAAUAAAAGUUCCUCUCAUCUUUCAGAAAGUGAGUGGAGCAAACUGACUUCAGUUCCUCCCUCUUUGUGUAAAUGUAUCUUUCACUUUAGAUGCAUUUGAGCUUGAAUCUUUAUUGUGAGGUUUGAGAAAAAUAAGUGGGGUGACUUCUCAUAUAAUUAAUCCAAUUCAAUGUGCUGGUGAUGACCUUUAAAGUCAUAUUAAAAUAUAUGGGACCAGGUGAACUGAGGAUUACUUUUACUUGUACCAAACUGCCCAUAUCUCAAGAUCUACCUCUCAGGCCCUUUGGAUUUCCAGCGCCGUGGAAGCGAGUCCCUUUAGGGCAGCAUGCAAGCGGGCACCUCAGAUCGGGGAUUGCUCAUGGGCCAGUCAAAUGAUCUCCAUGGGCCUCUUCCAGCCCAUGGGCCUUAGGUUGGUGAUCCCUGGUUUAGGGUUUUAUGGCAUUUGUUGACAUUUAUUACAUUUUUGGUCCUCAAGAUGCCAUGAGAUACUUUGUUCUUUAAUUUCACCUAAAAACUAGGAUCUUCUUGUAUAAAAAGCUGUACAGUGACUGGAGUAUCUAACUAUUUAUAUAAAAAUAGUGGAAGCUAUCUAGCCAAUGAAAGAAAAAUUACUAACUCUACGCUAGCUUUGCAGCCUUACCAUUUCAUGUUUUCAGAGACUUGAGUGUUCAACAAAUUGUGAAUGUUUCAUUUCUGCACCAACAAACAGUAUCUUUUGUCUGUGGCGCUUUAGCUGUUGCUCAAGCUUGAAGAGACGGGUCUGGAAACUGAAGGAAUUCUUCGAGUGCCUGGAUCUGCUUCAAGAGUUAAAGUACGUAGGUUUUUCUCACCUAUUUUAAAAGACCAACGAAGCUUUCAAAGACAGAAAGUGGGCAAGCUGUAUAAAAGCAUUUGCUCGUGUAAAGCUGCAUAAAUCUAUUUUGUAUAACUAGUGCUUGCUUGAACUCAAGCCCACUGAAACUGAUAGGUCAAGAUUCAGCUAAACUGGACUGUGUGUGACCAAGAUGGGGAAAAGAAUGAAGACAAAAUACUUAGGAGACAAGGUUUCAUUGUUGAAGAGCAGCUAUUGACACUGAAAAUGCAAGCUGGCAACCGAGUGAGGUGGAUGCCCCUCACCAAGGCCUCAGCUCCUGAGCAGCUGGUCAUGGGAUUUCAGAUUUUUGAAGAAGGACCAGAUGCAUACUGCCCUGGCUGUUACAUGGAGGAGGAGAACUCGGACCCGUUUCCACACAUGACUUCUCAUUCACUUCCUCUGCACCUUAGGCCUCUAACUGCUUGAGGCACAAAUCUUGAAAGAUUUUACUAAUUUUUUAUAAUCAUCCCUGACCUUUAAUUUCCCUACAUCAGUAUGAGAUGUGCAGUAACCACCCUUUUGUAAAUUCUUCUUUAAGCCAUUCUAAUAUUCCACAAUGAACUUAAGACCAGCAUGUAAAAUCUAAUCCUGCUCAAAACAACCCUAUCAAAACUCUUUAUUUUCUUUUUUCCCUCAAGCUCCCUGCCAACCACCACACAAAGUCAGACUGUUGCUACACAUUGUGUCUUUUGAGAAUGAUUAGCGAAUACAGUUUUAAGUUGUCCUUUGGUCGUGGUGUUUUUUUAAAAACAUAACUUACAAUUACUAGCAGGGUAACAUGACUAGUUUUUUAAAUUUAUACAUACAUGGUUUUGAAGUGGUUACAUGAGAGUCAUCAGAAUUCCAUUCCAGGCCACAUAACUUUCCAGAUGCAUUUCAGCCCAUGCCAGCGACAUAAAUUUUUAUGUUUUGGUUUGUUUGUAAUCAAUUUCCUCCCUGCAUUCUUUCUCCUUAAAAGGCACAAUUAAAGCCCUUGUCUUUCUUUUGUUUUUAGCAAUGUUGUCUGGUUUGUUUUGGAAGGACCCAGCCAGCUUAUGUCACUCUGACUGCACACAUUUUCUGUCUUUGUGGUGUGGGGAAUAAAAAUAUUUGGGAUUUGUUGCCCGAGUCCCAAGUUGGAGUUCCCUUGUGCCUAAUAUUUAUUUAUUGUUUUGGCACAUAAAGGGUGUGUCCUGAGGGCUGUGUCUAAUUUCCUCCAUGUACCGACCACCCCUGAAUUGGAACAUCUGCCACCUAUCAACAAAAGCAUGUUAGUCUGCAUUUUGACAGUUAACAGCUGAGAAUUAUGGCUUUGUUUUUUAAAAAGCUACCUAAAUAGGUACUAGAUCAUAUUCAAGCCAUAUAAGAUGAUUUUCAGAAGCUUAAAUUUAAUAAGAGAAAGAUUUGUUUAUUUUUAUUCUAGUGUUUGCUUUGAUUCAGGAUGUUACAUUCUUGCCAAACAGGAUAUGGCAAAAUUAAAAAGGCAGAAUUCUCUUUAUUAGCAGUAAUUUAUAAAUGCCAUUUUUGCCUUGUCCUGUAGAGCCUUCGCCAAGAAAUUGAAGCAAAAUUUGAUGAAGAUACAUUUGACUGGGAUCAGGUACGCAACAAUGAUGCAGCAGGUCUGCUGAAGAUGUUUAUACGAGACCUUCCAAGCCCACUCUUCACUGUGGAAUAUCUGCCUGCUUUCAUCACUUUAGUGGAGAGUAAGUAGAAUGGAAUUAAAGUUGUUGAAUUGUUGUUUUUAAAAGCAAGUCAGAGGGAGCAGGAAAAACUUCAUACAUUGUCUCUGCAUCCUCCAGUCAAUAUAAGACCCUGAAUACAGACCAUUUGAAGACUUAAAUCUGCCAGAAAAUGGCAAUCCCAAUAUAUAUUUUACAGAGAAGAGUUUAUAUGGUGAACUGAGACUAACAGAACAAUAAAUCUAUGACCUAAUGAUAACUGGGGGCUGAACACCAUUAAACAAUGUGACACACACACACAAAUUGAAAGUGAAUUAUAUUGUUUUACCUUGAGACUGAUAUGUACUAUGUUCUACAGAAGACUGCUUUGAACUCCAGGGCAGGCUUUCUGAGAUAUCAAAGAAGAGUUGAUGGGAAGCCUGCAGUGAAAGAUGUCCUGCUCGUGACCCAAAGGAUAAAGUAUGAAGGGAAUUUGUCCCUGAAUACAAGGCUUCCUUCUAAGAGACUUGCUCCUUUGAAAGCCAGACCAGACAUUUUCUGAUUUAAUUUAUGUAGGAUUAUCAGCCUGAUAGUGUGUGUAAAGAGGAGAGAGAAUGUUUACUCUUGAGUAAAUCCCACUGUUUUUUGGGGAAUGGGUUCAAACAACUAACUUUUACUCAGAGUAGACAUGCAGAAAUUAAUGGACUUGAGUUAAUCAUGGCUGUUAAUAUCGAUGGGUAAAAGUUAGUUUAAUACAACCUGCUGUGUGUAGGAUUAAAUUGAGAGAUUAAAUGCAGAGCUAAGGAGAUCACUCUGUCAGCUCAAGCAUUUCUGUUUGCCUGGUGGAAUGAUUUCCCCUCUCCUCCCCCCUUGUGCACUUCUGGGAGUUCCCCUUCCCACCCUCCUGGAAGGUGGGUGCAGAGGGAAGAAGAGGGAAAGCUCAGUUGUACUAGAAGAUGACAUUGCGCAGGCUUUUGCAUCCAGCCCAAAGCCAGUAUCUUAGGUAUUGCGGUAUUUUUUUAAAAAAACAAACCCCAAAUAUAAAUAUAAAGUGUUGGCUUUCCCCCAGAUGGUUCUUUAACAGACUUUCCCCCAUCAUUUUAUUCUUAGAAAUCUCCAAAGUCAAAUUACAGCUGCAAGCUUUGCAUUUGCUGAUCAUGUUGCUUCCCGAUGCCAGCAGGGACGCAGCCAAGGUAGGCACAUUGCUCAAUGAGGUUUGCCAUCUGUAUUUGUUUAUUUUUAAACGAGCCAAUUCUAUAUGUAGAACCUAGAAGCAAAAACUCCCCAAACUUGUCAUUUUCCUUUCCUCAGCUCGGGAAAAGGCUUUCCUGUGGGGAAAGCGUAGAGAAGGCUAGUUGAAUUAUUUCUGUAAUUAAUGGAGCUCCUUCUUUCGCAAGCUUACAAAAAUGCUCCGCAGCAAGGACUCUCAGUUUCUACACACACACACACACACACACACACACACAGCACUCACGUGAAAUGGCUGAAGCCCACCAGUCACAGAAUGGUGAUGCAAGGGCAGUGUCAGUCACAGAUUGGUGGCAAAUGAAGACAGUUUGGCAUAAUCAGCUGACAGUUACUGACAUAAUUGUCUACUCAUAUCUAAUUCACCAUUGGAAAUUACUAAAUUAUUUGCCACAGCAUUUUCCUUUGGCAAGGAGUUCCAUAGAUCCAGUUUUUCUCACGCUAAGCACAAACCUUUGCUCUGAAGGUAUUGUGACUCUGCUUCCCAAUUUACAAAGAAUGUGCCAUGCAGAGACUCUUAAGUGAAGAAGGCCUUUUAUAUAUUUUUGCCCUUUCCACUGUUGCAUACCUUUUGAUGUGUUUUUAACUGUCCUGUAAUUUCUCCUCCCCUUCUUUUUUCACACCCAGUUUUUAACUUUGCCUCACAACCCAAAAUACUGUUUGUUAUUAUUAAUAAUAAUAAAUAUCAACCUUUGAUUUCACUUUCUAAAUUCCUUCAACCCCUCUAGUCCUUUCCCCUCAAAGGAGAGAGACCUCCCUUCCCUCCUCUCCCCUGGAACUUCUUUGUCUCCCGGCCACCCUUUCGUCAGCAUGCAAGGAGAUGCUGUCCUUGGUCCAAUCAAAAGGCUAUAGCAUGGCUGUGGUGGCAAGAGAGGAGGCACUGGGAGGCUGUGGCAGCACUCAGGCCCACCUGAAAGUGGCCCAGAUCCCACCAGUAUGUCCACUGUUUUGGAAACAUACCUUUACACAAUAUGUUUAGUGGCAGUACAUGCAGGUCGACUUGAAUAACUUGUUAAAUAACAUCAAUGGCACCUUGAUUUGCUAUUCAUGAAUGAUUGUGCUAAUUAAUUUCAGGCAUCCUUUGAUGUUUAUUUUGCAAGUGCCACAAUUCAGUACUGAACUAAGCAUAAUUAAAUCCAUUGAAAAGUCAUCCCUAGCUUAUGUGUAACUCAGUAGAACAUGAGACUCUUAAUCUCAGUGUUGUGGGUUCAAGCCCCAUGUUGGGCAAAAGAUUCCUGCAUUGCAAGGGGUUCGACUAGAUGAUCCUCACAGUCCCUUCCAACUUCCAAUUCUAUGAUUUACUUUGGCUAAACUGAAUAAAAUUAAUAGCUAUGCAGGUCAGGAAACACCCUAAAGGGUCUCUGUGAUCCAGUAAAUUGAGUCUGAGUAGCCUUCUCUCUACUAGGCCCUUUUACAGUUCUUGAAGAAGGUGGUUGCAAAUGAAAGGAAAAACAAAAUGACUUUAUGGAAUGUAUCCAUGAUUGUUGCCCCAAACCUCUUCAUCUACAAAGGCAAACGUGCAAACCAAGAAGAGAUGCUAGCAGCAGCCACUACAGCACAUGUCGUGAGGCUUUUGAUUAAAUAUCAGGAGAUCCUGUGGAUGGUAAGCAAAAGUUUUUAUUCUGUCUUAUUAUUAAGGAUAAAUAGAGUCAUCACAUCUUCUUCGUAGAGCUCCUGUGAUUUUAACUGAUGGGUGCCGGGCAGAAUCCAACAGACGCAUAUUUUCAAAACAUGGAAAUGCAUUGAUGGAGAAUGCUUGUGGAGUUUAUUCCUUGUUUUUCUGAAGGCACCCCUGUAUCGGGUAGUUUUUCAUAUCUGAUGUUUUAUCAUGUUUUUAUAUAUACUGGAAACUGCCCAAAGUUGCUGGGCUGUAAAUAAUAUCAUCAAUCAAUCAAUCAAUCAAUUAUGCAAGCAAACUCUGAAGAAGCUCUGCCAAAAAGGUGAUAAAACUGAUGCUAGAGAAUAUGCUACCUUGAUAACUCCAAGCAGUUAAGAAUGUUUAUAAUGAUUUUUUUUUAAUGGAUAAAAUUCUGUUACUUGAAAAAUAUGGCAGCUAGGGCUUAAUUUAAAAUAGUUCUUUUUGUGUAUUAAGAUACGAAUGAAUUUCCAUACAGGUAUAGCUUUCCCGCUUGCAGGCUUUCCAGAUUACUCCUCUUGUUGUUGCACAGCAAUAUACUGGCUUUUCUGCAUACUGGUCUCUGCAUACCAGAUGAACAUUACUUCUCCAGGUUUGAUUUAAAUGACCAUGUUUCUUGACCAAGAAGAUCCACUUUUGAGGAUCAUCAGUGAUACCUCUCACACUUGUUUCUGAACAUUCAGUCUAGCUCUUGCAGUCUUGGAGACCCUAGCAAAUACAUAGUCUCUAGUUUUACAAAUGCUAAUUUCAGUUUCAUAGAAGUCUCAUGCUGAGGCGGCUAAUUUUUCAUACAAGCUGAACAAGUCCAGGCUGAGAACUAAUGCAGAUAUGUUUAGUAAUUUCACAGAAAUAAGAGACCGAAGUGCAAAAUAUAAAGCACACAGAGCAUUUAUAGGCAAACUAUUUCUUUUAAAGUAAUAAAUCAGGGGAACAGCUGUAGUAGAGGCACACAUGAAAGAUAUAUUUGUUAAAGCUUCUUUCUCUUAGUAUUUAGCAAGGAUUUGGGAAACCUAAGGCAGGAAGUCUGAGAAGCUGGAAGAAUGAUAACCCAGUAGUGACAAGCAUUUUUCAUCUAUAAUCUCUUUGAUUUGUCAUUAUGCAAGACCAUGAAGGCUGGGCUUGAUCCACCUUGUUACAAAUGGGACUUUUGAAGCUUUGUAAUAAGUGCACUGUUAGCAUGUCAAACUAUUGGUACGUUCAAGAACUUUGCAGUAGGAAAAAGGCUUAAAAGGGGAUAUUGCAGGAACUCAUCACCUUUCUCUGUAGAGAAUUAAGAAGCUGAAUAAGAAGCUGUAGAUUUACAGCCAGAACUGUUACUUCAGUUUCAGGGAUGAAAGCUAUGAUUGAUGAGAUAGUGCGGAAAAUGCCAUUUAAGAUUCUGCAUGCUUCUUUUCAGGAAGUUGAAAUGAGACCUCUGUUUUCAAGAUUGUACACUGGGAUUUUCUACAGUAGGAUUAUGUUCCAGGAGUGUGUGUGUGCACUGGGGUGGAAAGGCUUUUAGGAAGUAAUUUGUAAUGCAGACUCAGUUUUAUUUUCUCCCUUCUCUUUAGGUUCCAACAUUUCUGAUAUCUCAGGUGAGAAAGAUGAACGAAGCUGCCAUAAACAAUACAAAGAGACAGCUGAUGUUUGACAAGGGUGUGCGAAGGCUAUUGAGAAGAAAAACUAUGGAACGGGAGAGGCCUGAAAGAACAGAGGUGGUAUUAAUAUUUCUACUGUUUCUGGUGGUUAGUUAGUUGCAUUUAUUUCUUUUAAAUAAAAACUAUGCCAGAGGCAGUUCGCAACAAUGGCAUUAAAAGAAUGUGAUACAGGGAAGGCUGUUCUGGGGCUUUAUAGGAUGAAGCCAACACACUGAAUUGCGCCAGUGGCAAGGCUUUUCAACCACUGAAGGACAGAUGUAUUAUAAUUCGGGCAUGAACCCCAAUCCUUCCAUACAAGGGGCUCCAAGUGGAGUCUGAGACAUCAGCUGGAGCCUAGGACAUGCCUUGGUGUCUUCCUUCAGCGCUUUCCUUGCACAAGCCCUGCUCGGUGUUUUUGUUCUGUGUGGUUUUGCCCUUCUUAAGCAUUGUUUUAUUUUGCUUCUGUUUUUAUUUUAUUUUAUUGCUUUUAAAGUUUCUUUGAAUUUUGUUUUUAACUUACAUUAGCUGAAUUGUUUUCUGUUGCUAUCUACUUUUUUGGGGGGGUUCUCUAAAAUGCAGGGUAUAAAGUGUUAAAAUAUGAAUGAGUUAAGUAAUUAAGAGCCACCGACAGUCUACUCAAAAGACCCAGACAUGCCUUAAUUUAUUUCCAGGCAGUGCAAUUCUACUGGGCGGGUAGUGGCUGACACACCAAAUCAAAGUUCUGCUUGGGCUUGGGCUCCGUAGGGCAAAAGGUGGGAGGGGGAGAACAACCUAUCUCUGCCUCCACCCCCCCCCCGAUUCCUUUUAGAGUCUUUUUCAUUGGUCCCAGAGCUUUUCAGAAAAUGAAGACUAGAAGCUAUCCCAUAUUGUAUUAGAUGAAUGGAUGUUACUGCCUUUGAAAAGGAUUCUUUGCCCAACCAAUUUGUUGACUUUAGCAAGUUGUUUUUCUCCUCUGUUUCUACAGUCUGAUAUACCAGAAGGGGUGAUAAGAGUUCAUGCUCCAUUGCAUUCAAAAGUCUCUAUGGCAAUCCAGCUGAACAAUCAAACAAAAGCCAAAGAUAUUCUGGCACGGUUUUACUGUGAAAACAGGUGAGUAAAAGCAAGAAGAUGAGCAACAGCUCAUGGGAAGAUUUUGGAGGAGAACCAUACUAAUCUUGUCAUUAUUCCAACUUCAGUUUUAUCUAACUGUGUGAGGAGCAAGAGAAGCUUCCAUUCAUUCUUUACAUUCUUCUGACUGGUUAUACGUGCAAGUUUCACACAUGCAAGAGCUGACAAGAUUCAGGCUAAUGUAAAGCUGCCAGGUGAUUGCUUUGCAGGCACACAGUUUACAGCCCAAUUUGUUUUCACCAGUCAUCAAACAACUUCCAAUAAUUUGUUGGCUUUGGGCACCAAGCGACGACAGCUGAGACCAUUAUGGGAGACAGGUGAUGCAAGCCCAUCAGGGCACUCCGUAGGUGGUUAAAAUCCCAUCAGAUUAAACUUUACCACUACCAGCAGUCUGAGGAUAUGAUUGUUAAUGUUUUGUUUGUUUUCUUUUGUAGCCACGGAUCAUCAGAGAAGAUGCAGAUUCAAAGUUUACAUGAAAUCGGAGGAAAUAUAGGUUAGUGCUUAAAUUGAAACAAUAACAACCUUUUCUUCUAGAUUGGUUUUUAGAGAUGUGCCUAAAGUCAACUGUGAUGAGCAGCAAGCAAGGCAGAGUCAUCUAGCUUUGCCAGGCAAAAUUGACCCAUGAGCCACAUACUACUGAAAUAAUGGAAUCAUGGCGUAGCAUUAAAAGUCUCAUUCUGCUGCCUCAUGUAUAGCUUACCAUGAAAGUACUCCUGCCAGUACUCUAGCUGGAGUGGGUAAUAAAAGCAUCUGCCCAAGGCCCCAACCUGAGUAGGGACAAAAAUGGGCUUAAAAAAAAUUCUAAUUAUUUCAAUAAUUAUUAAAAUAAAGUCAAAUUUACAUAAUGUUGUAGUUUUUAAACAUUAAGAUAUGUUUUGAAUGUGAAAGAUGAAAACAAAUAGAACUUCUUGCUCACAGGCUUUGUUGAGGGACAGGUAGGAAGAGUGCAAUUUUUCAUUUUCUAUGUGUCUGCAGGAACACCCUUAAGACCUUUACGUAUGUCCAUUUAAUGCACAGAAAAUGAAUUUGUUCUUCCUUAUGCCCCAAUCCCCCUGUCUUCCCUGUUUAGAGAGUCCCCAGUUCAAACAGAAACUACAAGGCCAGCAGAUAAAUAUUUGUGGUGUUUACUGCAGUUAUGGGAGUUCCUGUACCCUGAUGGUUUUACUGAAUUUCGAGCAUCAUUCAAAGGCAAAAGGAGAUAUUUCAGGAAAUGUAGAAUUCACACAUUACAGCUAUGGAGGAUUUAUGUUGGAACAGGGAGAAGGAAAUCUGUGGCCUUCCAGUUGUUGCUGGACUGCAGCUCUUGUCAUCCUUGACUAUUAGCCUUCUGGUGGGGCCUGACGGCAGUUGUACUCCAAGCAGUAUACAGGGUGCUACAGGUUCCCUGUCCCUGAAUGAAAAAAUUGACUUUAUAAAAAUCUACCACAGCUUAUAAACAAAGCUAAAAACUUUUUUUUUUAAUCCUAUGUUUCUUUCAGGACAACACUGUUUGGAUCCAGAUGCUUACAUGCUGGAUGUUUACCAUGCAAAUCCUCAAGCGGAAUGGGUGAUAAAACCAAAAAUAAGUUGAAACUUGUAAAAAGACACCUUGGCAAAUCACUUCUGAAAAUGCCAAAAGGGUGGUUGAAAAGCUUCCACAUGAAGAAGAGCCAUCUUGCUAAGGAUGAAACCAAAGUAGUUGCUACUCUGCAUGAUCUUCUGAACAUAUUUUAUAAUAUUGUCCCUUCCGAUGCAUCAUACAACCCAACCUUAGGGUUUGUUAUAAUAAUUUAUUUUGAAAUGAGUACAUUUUAAUACUGGUUUUACUGGUGCCUGUUUCAACUGACAUGAAGGAAUAUAGAUAGAACUUUUUGUUUAACAGAAUAUAAAAACUGGAUUUUUUCCCUAUCUUGCCACCUGCCUUUUAUAUGGAAGAAAUUCUGAGGCCUCCCAGGAGACAAAGGAUGAACCACUAAUAACAAGCUAGUCAAAUGAAAAGAGGAAGUAUCAUUCAAUAUGGAAAAAGGCAGUGCCAAAAUUCUGUGACAACUUAUUCAUGUUGAAAGGAAAGCUUUUAUUGUCAAAUGUUAAUACCUGUGCCUCAGUUCUUAUUACUACUGCCAAUGAGAAGGGGGAAACUACUGUGUAAAGGCAUUUUUUUUUUUACUGUUAAUUUACUGUGCAUGUAUAUAAACAUAUAGGUAUUCAGCAUUUUAAUGGCAUUUCUUUGACUUUACCAAUGUUCAAAUUAAUGUGUAACAAAUAAUACAAGUUAAUUUGUAACACAUUCAUUUCACAUACUGUGCUAUUGAUUGAGCUACACGUGAACCACUUGGAAAGAACUAAAAGAUAGAUGGAGGCCUUGAUUGUUCAUGAAAUUUUCAAGUCUGCUUUAAAAAACCAGCCAUACUAUUAAGCAUUCUCAGCCUAUGAGAUGUGAUGACUUAUUUGACAGGUGCCCAUUCCUCCUUUUAUUUCUUUUGCUUUUUAAUUUUGAACCAACAGUGUUUAAAACAAUGGCUUCUCUUUCACGUUUAUUGAAAUAUGGGAGAAGUGAUCUUAGAUUCUUUUAAUCAGAGCCUUAAUGAAGUGUGUUUUUAGUAAGAGGCAUUUUAGACCAUUGGUUUUCAUCUGUUGGGUUCGGGGCCCAUUACUGCAGAAGUAGAUGUUGCAGAUUGCAGGUCUCAUCAGCCACUGCCAGCAUGAUCAAUCGCUUAAGGAUAAUAGAAGGUGUAAGUUCGACAUUGGCUACCCCUUCACUAUCAGGUCCCAGCCUGAUCUAAGAUGGGUCACAACUGCAGCACUAUCACCAUAUAAAUAUAUGGAUAAAAAAGAGAAAUGAGUCUCCAGACACAUGUCGGUAUUAAAGGUCCCAGGUCUGAAAACAUUGAAGGCUAUUUGUAUAAACUUUGGCGAAAUCCAGACAACACUGAGCACUUUUAACUGGAGAAUUGAGUAUGUGCUUAAAUCUCUUGCAUAACAAGAAAAAGAAAAGUGCCUAAUGUUGGCUGAAUUAGGCCUUUAAUUAAGUUGAAUUAAAUAGAUUUAGGGAGAAAUCUGGAUGUCCAAUGAGAGGUAUUAACUGACUGAUGGUUGCAAUAGGAGGCUAGUUCUGCGGCAUGAAUCUAUAUUUCCAUUUUUAUUCCUAUCUGUAGAAAGAUUUUUGUGGGUUUUUUGGUAAACCUCAUAAGAUGCAAAGCAGAAUCUCAUUUAAAUUCAAAUACUUACUGCACAGUUAAUUCAAUGUGGUUUGGUUUUCUUUUAAAAAGCUGGGCUGUGGGCCAUGGAAAGGAAGACGUGUGGGUAUUUUGAGCUAUAACUAGCAAGUGCACUAACUCAAUAGGCCUCGGCAUAGUUUUUUCCCGGAUGGCAUUGAACAAUGGGAAUCCUAUUGAUUUCAUUAAAUGAAAUCAAUGUAGCAUAUAUUGAUGUAGUAACUUUUGGAUAUAGGGGGACAAUUCAAAACAUUUAGAGGGAUAUUAGGCAGAGAUGGCACAAAGUUUACACUCCAUGGGCUGUAUCCAAUGCUGCACCAGCAGGACUCUCCUUAUGUACUGAUUUUGAAGGCAUGCAGGAGUUGGAGGGGACAGGAGAGAAAGCUUUGUUGUGUGCCCAGGAGUGAGUGGAGAGCCUGUGAUUGUACAAAACAGAAUAAAUUUCUUAAAAGGCUUCUCAGCCUUUUGGCUAAGAUCAAGUGAAGUACUGGAACGUUCUAUAACAAUCAGUUGCUCAUGUCUUAACAGUGCAAACUACCUCAUUGUAUUUUUAUUUUUUUUAGACUAAUACAUGCUCACAGCACCUUUGCAUUUAAUCCGAAAGGACCCAAAUACCCAGUCUGCCCUGAUCAGCUGUUCAUUGGGUGGGCGGAUUUCAUCAGCUGCUUCCUCACUACAUGUGAUCAGUGCUAACUAAACUGCCCCUCUGGAGGUGUGCACACAGCUUGGGGGCAAAAUGUGGGGACAUUCAGCUUGUGGGUUCUACUUUCCCUUCACUACAAGCUUACUGAGUUCUUAAUAAUUUUUAUUUGCAUGUAUGAACGUGUGCUAAAUUGCCACAGGAGUGAAAGGCAAGGUUAAGAGAAUGCAUUUUCCGCUCUUGACUCUACCUUUCCAACCUGGUCUUUUUCGAUGUUCAUGUGUUAUAAGCUUAUCUGUGUGUUUUUAACAGCCGAAGCUCUCUUCCCCUUCAGUGUCAUGAAGUGCUAUCUGGUUCACACAAUGCUUGUCUUUUAUCUAACUACCCAACGUUCAAUCAGCUGGAACUAUAUCAGUGUUUAUUUCCUGUGCCACUAUUUACCUCUCUGCACAUGACCAAGUAUUUUCCACCAGUGCUUCUUUCCAAUGCUUUCCAUUUCAGUUUGUCAACUACUCAUAUCUGUAUGGUCAUGGAAAGAGCCAUCUUCCCAUAUUUUCCUUUUUACCCUAUGGAAGAUUUGAACCCAGUUUUUCAACUGAGCCAUUCACUUUCCACAACAGGAUCAGGGUCAAGAUGGGGCAGCACAACUGGAAAGGUGCUGUGCCAACCACACUUGCCUCUUCUAACCUACCCCACAGUGCAUCAGAAACUACAAAAAUUUCCUCAGUGGAAGACAGACACUGGGAUGGAAGUAAACAGAUACUGGAGAGCUCUAGCUGUCAAUUUGGUCAGCUCUUAAGCUGCAAAGGAUACUCUCCCAUUGUCAGUUAAAGGACCCCAGGAAAGGUGGGCAAAUUAUUCCCGUAAUCAAGCCAACUUUGUUCUUUUUAUAAACACUAGCAGCCUUGUAUACCUGGCCUUGCUUGGGAAUUCUGAGGAACCAAAAAAAAUCACUGCAGUUCUGACAUCAAAUAAGUGCAGUUUUAAAAGGUUCAUGAGGCCAUCUUGAUUCAUCUAACAUGGAUGAAAAAGCCUGCUCCUUGAUCUCAGGAAGCAUCAUGCAAAAUUUGGUUAUGAUAUCUUAACAACUUUCCAAAAUGUAGACACAUACACCCCUUUAAGUUGCAAGCAAACAGUAUCACUUGUACCAUAUAUUAUCUUAGGCAGAAAGUGAAAUUGGGCUCUGGGGUAAUGUUCCUAAUGGUGCUUAUCCCCACAACCCAAUUUCCCCCCACCUAUCAUAUAGGCCCCAGAACAGAGAGAAGCAAACAAAAAGCUGCUUGCUUCCCUUCAGCCUAGCUGACAGCAGGUACAGCUAGUGACCUGCACCUACACACUGCUGUUGUCCUGGCUGCAUGAAGGCAAGUGUGCAUUGGCUGCUCUUUUCCUCCAAUUCAUAUGACAGAAGGCAAGGAUGCCCCACCCCACCCCAGAUUUUAAUAUUUGUAUAGCUGCAGGCAUUCCCUUCUAUUGCAACAUCCAUUUUUCAAUUAUAUAGGGAGUGGAAACUAUAAUUCUGCAGUUUUUAUGUAUUCUUUUCCAUGGUUAAAUCUGGACUUUAGCUAACGUUUAACGUGUUAAGUGUCUUAAGUAUUGUACUAGAUUAAAAAAACCAACCUCUGCACUUUCAUUUCUGUUCAUACUGAAUUCAGCUGGAAGCUAAUGUCAGAGGCAUAUCACUUUUUAAAGCAGUCCUUAAAAAAUAAUAAUACACUAGUAGUAUUUAAACACUCCUUUAAAAUGAAAUCUGUUAGCAUCUGUUUUCAUUGACCAUCUGUUGUGAAUGUUUGAUUACAGCAUUCUGACUAAACACAGAGGAUUUAGAAAGUAGAGCAUGUGUGUACUUAAUUCAGGAAAACAAUUAAAAUGCUAUCAACUAAACCUCUUACAUUCUUUCUUGCAUCUUGUAUUUAAAACAUGGCUUCCUGAAAAUGAGUGACUUAAAAGUGAAAUGCAUAAAAAGGACUUGAUAUAUAGGUUUACUUAGAUUAAUCUUGUAUUCCUAAUCCAAAUAAAUAAGAUAUUUUGUUGUG